AUGGAGGCGGCUUCGGAUGGAGCACCUAGCUCCCCGACCACUCCAGAAGCUGCUGUGGUUGAUGUGAAGAGUUUCACAAAUUAUCUUCGUCGAAUUGUACCGCUCCUUCUCGAAGGUGACCCCGAAAUACCUCUCGAGCUCGACACAGCUCUCAAAGAUGCCCUACACGUCGAUUACAUCAGGAAAUUUGUCUCUGAUGCUCAAACGAGAAGUCUACUUGUUCAGCGAACACCACUGAAAGAUGAAGAAGAAAACGAUGAGACCUCGUCCACCGAGAGUGGCGCAGAAAACGAGCGUGAAAGAGCAAUUUAUUCGCUAGACUUGGAUGUCCAUUACACAGCUCCAAAGCUUACGAGUGUAGCCUUCAUCAAGCGAGGGGCCAUUGUCGAUGCCGACAAGAAGAUCACAACACAGAUCCGUGUGAUAAAUUUAAACGAGGGCUCGCCUUAUGAAACUCUUCAUUCCUAUAUUAGCAAUGCUGUGGCGCCAUAUUUCAAGUCAUUUGUCAGGAAAUCUGGAAAGGCGGACAGGUAUCGCAACGCUUACAUUUUAGCUUUUGUGACCAUUAUUUUGAUCAGAUGUACUUUUUUCUUUAUUUCAAUUGGUGUCAUGUGCAAUAACGUUAAAGGAAGUUUCCGAAAAAUACACUUUUUUGUAGGAUCACGCUAAUUGUGAAUUUGGGUGUGUUGAAGAAAAGUGUUUAUUAGUUAAUAUGCAAAUUUAUUUGGAAUGUCUAUAUUUUCACUGAAAUGUCUGGAAAUGGCAAAGAAAAUCAGUUUAAGCUUUUUGACGCUUUUUACAGUCUCAAAUACACGCUUUUAAAUUUGUUGACUUGCUGUCUCCUAUCUGUGUGAACAUAACUUGUGAAAAUUGCAAGACCCAAAUAUAGGAAUCAAAGUACAUGCAAUGUUCAAUGUUGAUUAAUAUUGCUCUCCUGUGGUACAUCUGUUCUAUCGCAUCCUAAACAGUUUUUACUUUCGCUCCCAGAUGUAAACAAAGAGUAUUUCAUUUUACCUUCUCAAUAUACCAGAAAAUUAGAAAACUGAUGGGAAAAAAUUGUAAUCUAGGCGAUUGUUUACAUUUGACAACGCUCAGAGCUAAAAUUAUUAGCAAUGUAUGUCAUGCUGUGUGGAGAAUUGAUAUGCAGAUCUUUGUUGUUAAAUCAUUAAGUUAAUUAUGUAAAGCACCCUCUUUAGCUUCCCCAGAAAAUCCUGUUUUUUUCUAUUAAACCAGUAUUAAUAUCUGUAUGCAGAUUGUGGGUACAUAGCUUUGAUUUAGACAGACGCAUUAAUUUUUCAUAAUGAGACUGAACCCUUUAACUCUCAGAAGUGAUUAACAUCACGAUGUUACUUCUCUCUAUGAUUUCCAUACAUUAUCCAGCAAACAGGUGAUGAGAAUAUUCAAACUUAUCUGGUAGAAGUUGUUAUCUUAAUCUAACACCAAAUUCUCAUCUCGUGUAGUAGCUCGAAGGAAGAAUUUUCAAUCAGUUCUUGGGAGUUCAGGGGUUAACCAAAAGUGCUUGAUAAUGAUGGAAAAUUUCCAGAAGCUACUUGUAUGAGCUGUGUAAUGAUUUAACAGACAGUCCCUCUGAAUCAAGCAGCUUUCAUUGAUAGGAAUUAACUAUAAAUGUCCUUUAUUCUAAGCAUCAUGAAAUAUCUACUUCAUUGCUUUUUUUGCAGAGAUGGUGAUAAAAUGGUCCCUUCUGUGGAAAAGAAAAUUGCUGAGUUGGAAAUGGGGCUGCUUCAUUUGCAGCAGAAUAUUGAUAUCCCAGAGAUCUCUUUAGCAAUUCACCCUGUGGUGACAGCAAUGGUGAAGAAGUGUGCAGAAGAAGGACGAAGGCCUAAAGUACAAGAUUUUGGUGACAAAGUUGAGGAUUCAACUUUCUUGAAUCAACUUCAGAAUGGUGUCAACAGAUGGAUUAGAGAAAUUCAAAAGGUUUGGAAACACAAGCAUUGCUUUUAUGUCUUAAUGUUGUGAUGCUUUGAUCAUGUUUGUGAGUUGAUCUAAUUGAACACUGAUUUUUUAAAUGGCAGAGACAGUAACUGGUAUAAUUUUAUUGACAAGCUCAGGCCAAAGCCGGGUAAUGCAUGCAUGCAGUUUCAUGAGCAAGACAUUAAACCCUUAUGGUGCCUUUUGCUGUCCAGAAUCAUGAAAGGUUGUCAUGACAGUCUAAGAAAAUUUUGGCAAUACUUUUUGAUGGCAUAGAACCCAUUCUUGUUAUUGGAAGCUGGUAGGUGGCACAACCGGCUAGCUGUCAGACUCUUUUGCACUGGCUACUUUGUGAAUUGUGACCCAAAAGCAGAAAAUAUUUAUUUUUGAACUGAUUCUUAUGUUAGUUUAUGGCUAAAAAAGUUCCCCAACUAAUUGUCUCAUAAUGCUGCAAAUCACUUAUUAGAAAGUUUCAAAUUUUUAAGAUAUUCUGGGGGAACAUGCCCUCAGACCCCCUUAAAAGGGUGUGUUACAAAAUAGCAAGCACAAUUCAAUUUAGUGACUAGCUCAGUUCAGAUCGUAUAUCUAUUACAUUUUAUAAUUACAAUGUUGUUGUUGUUCAAGCCCCAGGAAUAUGUUCAGUGGGUUAAUUUCAAGAAUAUUUUUUUUCUUUUCUUUGCAUUUCUUUUGUGUAGGUCACAAAAUUAGACCGUGAUCCAGCAUCUGGUACAGCUUUGCAAGAGAUAAGCUUCUGGUUAAAUCUUGAGAGAGCCUUGCUAAGAAUCCAGGACAUCAGAGAGAGUCCAGAUAUUGCACUUACCUUGGAUAUCUUAAAACACGGCAAAAGGUUUCAUGCUACUGUCAGCUUUGACACUGAUACAGGUACAGUUAAAGUUUAUUUGAACCCUUCUUUUCCAAUAGGAACAGCUGAACCCUUCAUCUCCCAAAAUUGAUUAAUAUAUAAGUUCUCCUUAAAAUAUCCAUACAUUAUUCAUCAAACAGGUGAUGAGAAUACUCAAACUUAUCAGUUAGAGGUUGUUAUCUUGAUCCAACACUAAAUUCUCAUAAUCAUUUGCAAGGAAAUGUAAGGCAGCCAGAGGGAGAAUUAACAAUCUGAUCUUGGGAGUAUAAGGGGUAAUGUUGUAAAGUCAAACUUACAUUUUAGAUUUUACAACCUAAAGGCAUGCAUGGCUCAUUAUUUAAUUGAUGUUUUCUGCAGGAUUAUCCGUUUACAUGUAAAUGUUGAAGAAACAUCACUAUUUACUUUGAUAUGUAAGCUUUAGGGUACAUUGAUUUAAUUUUUUCUCUUCAUUAAAGGUUUGAAGCAGGCCUUGGCAACAGUGAAUGACUACAACCCACUCAUGAAGGAUUUUCCUCUGGAUGACCUUCUGGCAGCAACAGAACUGGACAAGAUCCGAGCUGCGUUGAGUGCAAUUUUCUCUCAUUUGAAAAAGAUCCGUAGCACAAAGUAUCCAAUCCAAAGAGCACUGCGUCUCGUAGAAGCAAUCUCCAGAGACCUCAGUUCACAGCUUUUAAAGGUACAGUACAGCUGCAUAGAUUCUCCCUUUUAUGUCUUCAGUAAGGAGUAAAGAACUUGUUUGCUUAUGUAGAAGGAAUUUAUUUGUUUUUGUGAUGAGCAUUGGAUGUCAAAGGAACUCCGAGUCCUCUGUAGGGAGUUAUUGCUUACCUUCAUAUUUCUUGCUGCGAGGGUCUAUUACACAGCAAAAUUAUGGUGGCAGGAACUUUGAGCAACAGUUCUGCCGGAGUGUAAAGAUAGUUGCACAUGCAACAGUUAAAAUAACAAUGAUAGAUUUAUUUUCAUUGGCAACUUUUAAAAUUCAAAUUUAGUCUGAUGAUAUAAAUGAUAUUGCCAUGAAAUAUCGGUAUUAAAUGUGUGGUAAAAACUAAAUGCAUCUUUGGAUCCUAAGAUAAUGAGAUGGACAAGGCUGUAUCUUGACAAUUUAUUCAUGAAGAUAAAUUUUUUUAAACUGCAACUUCCCAUGACCAGAAUAAUGAAUCAACAAUUUUUGGUUGAUUUUAUUUUCCAGGUAUUGGGAACCAGAAGAUUGAUGCACAUCACUCAUGAAGAAUUUGAAAAAGUAAGGAUACAAAGCAGACAACUUUAAUAAUAUAAUUGUUUUAUGUCAAAUACAAAACUUCCAGUUUAUAUAAUUGUGGUCUUAAUAAUUUCUUGUAGAUUAUGGUAGCUUGCUUUGAAGUGUUCACAACAUGGGAUGAUGAAUAUGAAAAGCUUCAAACCUUGUUGCGAGACAUUGUAAAGAAGAAGAGAGAAGAAAGUUUGAAGAUGGUGUGGAGAGUGAAUCCAGCUCACAAAAGACUUCAGGCCAGGCUUGACCAGAUGAGAAAGUAAGAAGAGUGAACCCACUGAUAAAUUAUGUGACCACUUUUCUUUUCUAACAUGUAGAAGUCCCCAUUUUUCAUGUUGGGUGCAGCUGUAAAUUUAUUUUUCCCAAAUAAGGUACUAGUCUAAUAUUGUUUUUCAUUUAAAUUUGCUAUCCCAGAACUCAACAAUAUUGAUAACAAAUUUCAGAUUUCGCCGUCAGCAUGAACAACUCCGAGCUGUCAUUGUCCGUGUUCUCCAGCCUCCUACUGUUGGCCAAGCAUCUCCUCCCAGCCCUGGUGGUCCCCCUCAGACAGAGGAUGAGGAGACAAAACCAGAAGUGCUGCUUGACCCAGCUGAUGCUAAUGCUAUACAGGAAGUAAACCUGGCAUAUGAAAAUGUCAAGGAAGUUGAUGGACUUGAUGUGUCAAAAGAUGGCUCAGAAGCUUGGGAGGCAGCCAUCAAGAGGUUAGUUAGUUCCCAAUUGACUUGCAGGAUAACUCUCUCUUACAGUAUUGUGCAAAAGUGGUGCAAAAAGAUAUUGCAAUUUUCGGUUUUUGUUCUAGCAAUCUUUUAUUGAGAGUUUGAUUAAAAAUUUGGUCGAAAGUUCCAAGACCUUUUAAGUAAUAAUUUUCUUGCUUUCAUUGCCUUUCUGUUUGACACUAUAUUAUCAAAACAGUAAUGAAAAUUUGAUAGGUGAUCUGGGGCCUGUUUCUUGAAAGUCCCUGUAACUGAACAGGUCUAGCCAAUUUCGAAAUCAAAAUUUAAAGAAUAAGGAAGCAGGUGCUAGCACCCUUAACAAUCCAUUUGUUUCUGAAGCUGAUAGUUUCAUUGUGUGAUUUUAAAAAUAUUUGAAACACCCAUCUUGAUUGAGGACAGAAGAACUUUAUGGACCAUUAAGUUGCUGGAACCCUCAAGGCCCUUGGUUACUCCUGGAGUAAAACAUUUUAAUAUCUUCAGAAAUCUAUGCCUAUCAAAUAAAAGAAAAUUGUCUAACAAAGUGCUCUCUUUAUGUUUCCUUGUCAGGUAUGAUGAGCGCAUAGACAGAGUGGAGACUCGCAUCACAGCUCGGCUAAGAGAUCAGCUUGGAACUGCAAAGAAUGCCAAUGAGAUGUUCAGGAUCUUCUCAAGAUUCAAUGCUUUGUUUGUGCGUCCACACAUCAGAGGUGCAAUCCGGGAAUAUCAGACUCAACUGAUCCAGAGGGUGAAGGACGAUAUUGAGGCUCUUCACGACAAGUUCAAGGUUUGAUAUUCCUACGAUGUGUGCUUCUCCUUGAUGCCUACAAUAGCAUUUAUUCUGCUUACACCUGUGUAAUUUUUAGUGUGGAGUGUAAUCCAGGAUUACACUGGUUCUGCUGUACCCUGCCAUAUGAUUGAUCAACCAACUAGAUUCAAAAUUUAAAAAAAUCAAAUUUGAUGUUAAAUAAGAAUAUAUAUAUAUAUAUAUAUAUCAUUGAUAGCAAUUAAUAUUAAUUUUGUCUCAUUUACAGAUUCAGUAUCCAUACAGUAAAGCUUGCAAGAUGAGCAAAGUAAGAGACUUGCCUCCUGUGUCUGGCUCCAUCAUCUGGGCAAGACAGGUAAGUUUUUAGUUAUCUUCUAGGCGCUAGUGUAUUUUUGGAGGAGUUUAAAACUAUACACUUGUUUGAUCUCAUGGUAAUAAACACUUGACUGACAACAACUCUUUGCUGGACUCUGAUUAUGACUCGUGCUGAGGUUGUAGAAACUUCAGUCAUCAAUACCAAGAACAAUCCUUCUCAGGACUACAGUCAACCUGGAUGAUCAGACCACCCCAUUAAAGGUGAUGAUGUUCUGUUCAUUAAUAGAGUUUUCUUCUCUUCCAGAUCGAUCGGCAGCUCUCUGCCUAUAUGAGGCGUGUUGAAGAUGUGCUUGGCAAAGGCUGGGAAAAUCAUGUUGAGGGACAGAAGCUGAAGGCAGAUGGUGACAGCUUCAGGCAGAAACUUAACACUCAAGAACUGUUUGAUGAUUGGUCAAGAAAGGUUGGUAUCACACAGUGUGCUACAUAUUGUCUUUCACAUUAAAAUUAAAAAAAAAAAAAGUUGGUAAUUUAUAACUGGAAGUGGAAGUGUUAAGUGGUGCAAUGGAUGAAUGAUGACUGACUGAUUACAAUGUGACUGACUAAAUUGAUGAGUAAGUGAUUGAGGAAGUUAAUAAAUGAAUGACUGUGAAUAACAAGAGACAAAGAAGGAAAGUAAAAAUUUCAGGGCUUUCUAUUUUCACUAGUGGAGGUGAAAUUUUUUCCUAGCUCAUAUUUGGUUGAACAUGUAUAUUUUCCUUGUGCAAACAGGUGCAGCAGCGAAAUCUUGGAGUUUCUGGUCGAAUCUUCACCAUUGAAAGUACCAGAGCUAGAGGAGGUGGCAGAGGAAAUGUGCUGAAACUGAAAGUCAACUUUUUGCCAGAAAUCAUCACACUUUCCAAGGAGGUAUUUGAAAGUACAUUGUUCUCAUGAAUUGUUUCUGUGUGGUUGCCCAAUUUUCUGCAGUGGAUGCAAAUGUAGUUUUACCAUCAAUGAUACAUUCUACAUAACACAAUUAUUCCUUGUAUGAAUUAUGAAAAUGCUGCCAUUGGCCCCACGUUUAAACCAAGGCUAUGUUUGAAAUCCACUUAAAUGUAUUUUUAAAAAAAUGACAAGCCUGUGACUUUUGUUUGAAUUCCAGGUUCGUAACUUAAAAUGGCUGGGUUUCCGAGUUCCACUAGCAAUUGUAAACAAAGCACAUCAAGCAAACCAGCUUUAUCCAUUUGCCAUCUCAUUGAUUGAAAGUGUGCGCACAUAUGAAAGGACUUGUGAAAAGGUAAGACAUGAUACUUUACACUCUUCCACUCCAAGAUCUGAAUAUCAAUUCUCCACACUGUCUGCCAUACUUUCCUUUUAAAUUUAAAUCUAGGAAUUUCGUGUGAAAUCAGAUUGUAUCUCUGUAGGUAGUACAGUAUAUUUUUUUACCUCUCAUCACCUUUCUACUUGAAACUAUUUGGAUAUUUUAAAGGUAAACUCAUUCUUGGUCAUUCCUUGGAGUAAUUCAAAAGAAGGUGGUGUUUGAUAUAGUUGUUCCUAUUAUUAAAUUUUUAACUAAUGAAGUUUUCUGGCACACUAGUGAACAGCGUGCUACUUAAAAAAUAAACUGAACAAGUUAAGAUCAUCUUCUCCUUACGGGGCUCCUCUCAAAGGUGCCUAGGAGUCAUCUGUACCCCAGAACCUCCCUUCCUUUUUGAUACAGUUUUAUGUAAUUUUAUUCCUCUCAGGUUGAGGAGAGGAACUCCAUAUCAAUUCUUGUGGCUGGCUUACGCAAAGAAGUACAAGCCCUAAUUACUGAAGUGAGUACAACAUAUUUUGAGUUUAUAAAAACUUAAUAAUUUAUUGACUUAUAUUGCAUAAUUAUCAAUGUAAAAUUUUCAUCUGUGUAUUACAUCAUUAAAAAUUCAACUAUACCUAUAUACUGAAGUGGAGGUGCGGUGGCCUCAUGGUUAGUGCACUCAACUCCGAAUUGGGUGGUCCAGGUUCGAGCCCUGGCAGGGGUAAUUGUGUUGUUCUUAGGCAAGACACUUUACUCUCACAGUGCUUCUCUUCACCCAGGUGUACAAAUGGGUAUCAGCAAAUUUGCUGGGGGUAACCCUGUGAUGGACUUGCAUCCCAUCCAGGGAGGAUACUCCUAGCCGCUUCAUGCUAAGAAAACCAGAGAAAACCAGCAUUGGCCCCAUGGGCCACUUGGGCCCAUAUAAAGGCUUUUUUACUUAGAAAAUUUAAAUAAAAAUUGACUCAGGAAAAAAAAGUUCAAGUUUAUUUUUUCACUUCUUAUACAUGUAAUAAUGUGGAUUACAAUUCUCCUCUUUCUUCAUUUUUCAGGGUAUGGUGCUUGUUUGGGAGUCUUACAAGCUUGAUCCCUAUGUGCAGAAAUUAGCUGAAGCUGUCUUCAACUACCAAGAAAAGGUACAAAGUUGAGGCUUUCACAGUAUAGUUUGAUCAUUACGAAUACAAUGUUUUUGUAGCUGUACUUACUUCUUAUCAAGGGAAAACUCCUACCUGUUUUUUGGAGAGGCUUAAUGUAUUCAUUAAACAUUGAACUUAAUAAUUCAUAGGUUGAUGACCUACUGAGCAGUGUUGAGAAGAUUGAUAUAGAGGUGCGUUCCCUUGAGACUUGCGCUUACAACAGUCAGACGUUCAGAGAUGUUCUGGGUAAAGUUCAGAGAGCUGUGGAUGAGUUGAACCUUCAUUCUUACUCCAAUCUUGCCCAGUGGGUUGGAACACUUGAUCAACAGGUAAGGGUUAACUUCCAUGCGUUACCAAAACAGAAUUUCUCCUUACGAUAUCAAUACAACAUCAAGCAGGCAAGUAAUGAGAAUAAAGAAAAAUAUCAAUUUGGGGAUAAUUAGUUGAUCCAAUACUAAAUUCUCUGAACUAACAUUAUAAGAAUUGUAUGAUUGACAGUAAGGAGAAUGACAAAUUUCAACAAUUAGUGAGGUCCAAAAAUAUGAAUGUAAGUUUUUGAUUUUUGUUGAUAUCAUUAAUUAUUCAUGACAUUAUAUUUUAGGUCGAGAAAUUCUUGUCAGGUCGUUUGGAGGCAGGCUUGAAGAGCUGGACUGAUUGUUUGAAAGGAAGCAGGACAACCAGACACAUUGAUGAUACAGACUCUUCCAUGAUGGCUCACAAGCCAGGGGGGGACCCUGAUAUUCAGGUGUGUGGAAUACAAGGAAACUGUUCUGAGUCAGUUCUUCAUAAAUGAUGGAUGCUUGAUGUUUCUUAAGGGCUAAAGCUAUAAUUAAAAGAAAGGAUCUAAUUUACUUGCUCAGUGAUUCAUUGAAGGAAUCAAAACAAAACAUUUUGCAUCAUAUUUGUUGAUAGUGUAUACAAAUACCUUGCUUGAUUGCUGCUGUUUGAUCUUUCUGCCGACGGCUAAAAACAAGCGGUUUUCACUGAGCUUGUGCACAAAGACUUGAAGUAGUCUUUGUAGUUGCAAGAUUUAUAUAUAUUUUGCACUUAUUUUUUGGCUUUUUUUUCUAAACAGAUCCUGAAGCAUGAGAUCCUUAUUCAGAACCAAGUGCUUUUCAUACAGCCUCCAGUGGAAAAAGUGCGAGAUCACCUGAUAGCCGAGCUGCACUUGUGGGUUGCAAUUAUUACAUUGCUGCCUCGCAUCCAGAGUUCCCGAUAUCAGGUUAGUACAUGAAGAGAUUAGUGCUUAUUGGGAGCAUUUGAUAGUAUGCCUGCCAAUUUAAUUACAUUAAGUCUUAUCCCACCCCUAUUGGUCAUAUCUGCUAUUGAAUCCCAAAACCUCUCUUUUCAAGUGUAAAGGGGACACUACUGCAUUUGAUUUAUUCUUCAACUUUGGAGUAAUCUUUAGAGCAUAUAAUUGUAGUUGAAAUCUUAAAUCUUUUAAGAGCAACCUUAAAACUUAUCUUUUUAAGUGCUAUUUUAAUUUGUAGGUUUGCUUUAUCAUUUUUUGAAUUUAUUAUCUACUGAGUUACUGCUUUAAACAUUUUAUUGUAAAGUGCCUUAGGCUCUAGAAUAGGCACUAUAGAAAUUUUUGUAUUAUUAUUAUUGUUAUUAACUAAUUUAGCCCCAAUUAAUUUUUUAAUAUUGUAGGUUGGUUUAGAGCGUGAUGAGUUUGAGACUGACACCACCUAUCGCAACCUCUUGGCAAAACUUCCUGAAGGUCCAGUUUACCUGCAAGCUGCUUAUGCGGCAAUUGAAGAGAAGGUUGCAAAGAUGGAAGAGUAUGUACAGGUUUGGUUGCAGUACCAGUCUCUCUGGGACAUGGACAUGAGUAUGAUCUACAACAGACUGGGAGAAAACAUGGAGAAAUGGAUGGUGCUGCUCAAAGAUAUCAAGUAAGGAAGAUGUCAUGUCAGAAUCUACACUUAACUCCUAACGUUUAGUAUGCGUAUUCUUCACACUGUUUUAUUUACAUUACCCAUCAUGUAGUUGAGGAGAAUUUGCUUAAUGCUCUGACCCCUUAGGGUGACUGGCAUCUAAUUUCUCCUUACAAUAUCAUCCCUGAAUCAAACAAUAAAGUCAAGAGAAUCAAAGAUAUCAUCAUUAACUAAAGAAGCUCUUGAUUGUUAAACAAAUUCUCUUUGUCAGAACCUUAAAAAAUGUAUAAAGAGCAGUAUGGAGAAUAUGCCUACUGAUGUUAGGGUGUAAAGGGUAAUCAGUCAAUAACUCCUUUAGUUGGAAAUAAUUUCCUUUAUCCCUAUAACCUUAGAGUUUGAAUCAGAAGUUAUACUGUGAAGAAAAAUUAGAUGGUAAUAGGUUUUUUUUGGGGGGGGGUUUAAAGGUGAACAGUCUUCUAUAUAAGGAAAAAUUGUUUAUUUAGUUAAAUCUGUGAACUGGUGAACUACUUGUAAUAAAGUCCUGUCUUGUAACUUUACAUGGUAAGCCAAUUAACAUGGCUUGUGUUUUAGUGAAUACAGCUUGUAAGAAUGCAUUCAGUUGUUUUUUUCUAUUGUUUUGGGUUGUAGAUGUUUACAUUGCUUUGCAUAUAUCUUUUUUGCCCCUCAGGCGAGCACGUGUCACAUUUGACACUUCAGAGACACAGAAAGUUUUUGGUCCCAUUGUCAUUGACUACCACCAGGUAUGUACUAUCUCCUAGCACCUUUUGUUUGGAUUAGAAACUGAAAACUCGUUUAGGUCUAGAACAGGUUGUAUUUAUGAUACUAACCCUUGUGAAGCUAUGCCUUACAUUUUUGAAGUUGGUUGUCUAUCAUGAGGUAACAAAUAUCUUUUCUCUGGAUUCAAGGUUCAAUCUAAAGUUAACAUGAAGUAUGACACCUGGCACAAAGAAAUCCUCAGCAAGUUUGCUUCACGCCUUGGAGAUAACAUGCAAGACUUCUAUGGCUCAGUCUCAAAGGUAAUUUUGCAUUUUCUUUUUUCUUCCUGUUGCAAGCUGAAAGUGGGUGUGUGGGGUAUCCAUGAAUAGCGGUCAGGUAUUCCACUAUAUUAAGAGGCAUUUUUUUAUUUUGUCAAUGUUUUAGGCUCGCACUGACAUGGAGCAGCAGACAAUCGAGGGAGCAUCCACAUCAGAUGCCGUUGGUUUCAUAACUGUGGUGCAGUCUCUGAAAAGAAAACUCAAGAACUGGGAAAAAAAUGUUGAGGUGUGACUUUUUGGAUGUUCUGAUCAUACCUUUCUAUUUCAAAUUGAUUUUUCUAAAUGAGAAGGAUCUUUCCUCUUGCAAGGCAUUUUAUGGUUUAGAAUAAUUUACAUAAUUAUCACAUUUUAUUUACAAAAUGGUAGAUGUACAAGGAAGGCCAGAGAAUCUUGGAACGACAGAGGUUUACCUUCCCUCCAUCGUGGCUGUAUGUAGACAACAUUGAGGGAGAGUGGGGUGCAUUUAAUGACAUUCUGAAAAGGAAGGACUCCAGUAUUCAGACACAGGUAACAAGAAGUAGAGAUCAAACCAAUCAUUGAGAAUCUUGAAUUAGUUGUUAACAAAAGGAAGCUACUGAGAUAUGAUCAAGUUGAACUGAGAGAUUCUUGGACACAGACCUAAGUCUUAAUUUACAAAUGUAAUUUUAGAGUGGUGUUCACCACUGUUUAUUAGACUUCUUUUUCAAUUCUUUGUUUUGGAAUUGAAUGUUUGCUGGAUUCAUAUUCUGUUUUGCUUUUCUGAAGGUUGCAACACUACAGAUGAAGAUCAUCUCUGAGGACCAAGCUGUGGAAACCCGCACCUCAGAACUGCUGUUUGAGUGGGAGAAAGGGAAACCAGUCCAGGGUAACACAAGACCUGAUGUUGCACUUAACAACUUGGCUAUCUAUGAGGGAAAGUUCUCCAGACUGAAGGAAGAUAGAGACAAUGUUGCCAGGGCUAAGGAAGCUUUAGAGCUUAUGGAGCCAGGUAUGAUUUGUGCUGUUAAAUUAUUUUUCUUAAUUUUUUUUUUCUUGAACACUGCAUACCUGGGAUAGAAAGUGCUGUGGCAUGGCUGUCUAGGUGAAUUUUGUCCUUGGAAGAUUGUUCUUAGUGAGUGGGGAUGAUGUUUGAAAAAACCUAAAUGGAAGACAUGUGACAGACAUUCAACUAUGUUCAUGACUUCCAUUCAAGCUAAUGAAAUGUCAUUGAAAGAUCUAAAGCAAUUUCUAUGGUGGUACUUUGGUAACAUUGGUUUAGUCUGCUGAUAUGAUCUGUCUUCUUGAAAUCUCCCUUCAGGAACAUUGGUGGCCAGUGAUGAGCGAGUCCAGGUUGGGUUGGAAGAACUGCAAGACUUGAAGGGUGUGUGGUCAGAACUUGCAAAGAUCUGGGAGAAAGUGGAUGAGUUGAAAGAAAAACCUUGGCUUUCAAUUCAGCCCAGGAAGGUUAGUUUUCUAGUGUAUACUGGGGUGCUAGACAUAGCAACUUGCUACCGUGAAAGGUUUAACGACUAGAUACCCAGAGGAAUUUCUUUUGCCUGUGCUUAAUACAGAAUUAGUAGAAUGCAGAAUAUUUGUCAGCAAUGGACUUUCAAAUGGAACAGAGUAAGAUAUGAGCAACCUUUCAACUUAAGCCAUUUGGGAUUAGUAGAAUGAAUGUUUCAAUAGUAAAGAGAGGAAUUUUAAACUGUAAUUGCUUUAAAGAGCAACUUAGAUGUCUUAUUCAGCAAUAUACUUAAUGCAGGUCAGGCAUAAUUUUUGUGUCUGCAUUCUUCUUUGAAGAGGUGUCUGUGAAUUACUUGCUGAUUUAUACAGAAAAUAUGGUGGGAAAAAACUGGGACUUGUGCUAGUGUCUGCUUAAUAUAGGGUGUGGUCAAUACUGGGUACAGUGUCAGUUUCUAUCUAUGCUGCACAGAAAGGCAAACUGUAGGACUUUCUCCCUUGUCACUGUAUUUGCUUUUAAUCUAUUGGUACAUUUACAUGUACACUGUACUAUGUGUUUGAUUUAAACAAAUUCAUUUUUGUCUGUUUAUUACUGUAGCUUCGUCAGUCUCUUGAUGCCUUGUUGAAUGACAUGAAGAACCUUCCUGCUCGGCUCAAGCAGUAUUCUUCAUUUGAGUAUGUCCAGAAGACAAUCAAGACUUACUUGAAGGUGAUUUUUAUCUCCUCACUAUGGUAUCUUACUUUUGAAGGUUUUGUGCCAAAUACACACUAGUCAUGCUGCUGCACCCUUUUACUCUCAAGAUAUAUUUUGUAUAUACAUCAAUUCUCCUUUCUGUCUGCCACACAGUUCUUACAAAUUUAGCCUGGAGAAUUUAACGUCCCAUCACAGAAUAUCCCUCAGUUGGUAUUUUUCUGUCUUCUUUUUACCUUUGUGCUCAAAAAUGUAUUAAUUUUAUGUUGUAAGGAGAAGUUCCAUUCUGGUCAUGGAAGGAUUUGCAAUAUAUUUUAAUUUCACACUUGCCUUGUUAGGUUAACAUGCUGAUUGUGGAACUCAAAUCAGAAGCCCUGAAAGAACGACAUUGGAAGACACUGAUGAGAAAGCUUCAUGUGAACUGGGUGCUGAGUGACUUGAGCUUAGGACAAGUGUGGGAUGUAGAUCUUCAGAAGAAUGAGGGAAUUGUUAAAGAUGUCAUCCUUGUUGCUCAAGGAGAAAUGGCUUUGGAGGAAUUCUUGAAGCAGGUGAUUCUUUUUUAAUUUCAUUUGACUCUGAUGAGGACUUCUUUGCAGGUUGGCAAAAUUCCAGUCAGUUGUAUCCACAAUGGUCCUCUAAGAUUACCCCCCCCUCCCUCUUAGUUUUGUCAGAGUUGAUUGCAGGGGCUAUGUCAUUGCCUAAAAUCUUUCUCUAAGCUGGCAUUUCCCCUUUUGUUAUGACAAGUAACUCAUUUUUUAAGUACAUGUGCACUUUCAAUCUUGGUUUUUCUACUUUCCUCAUGGCUACAGGUGCGAGAUGUAUGGCAGAGCUAUGAACUGGAGCUGGUGAACUACCAGAACAAAUGCCGUAUUAUCCGCGGUUGGGAUGACUUAUUCACUAAAGUCAAGGAGCACAUUAACAGCGUCUCUGCCAUGAAACUCUCUCCGUACUACAAGGUAUGAUGUACACUUGUGUGGCUUGAGUAUAAUUUACUCUUGAUGCAAUUGAAAGGUUGUGAAAUGCUGCUCAAUUGUUUUUAGUUUUUUUUUUUUUCAUUUUGAGUAGACAGACAAGUAAGUUUCCUGUACAUAUUUAAAUUUGGUUAGGACGUUCAUGUUCAACAUAGACUAAUUCUAAACAAGACAUUCCCAAUUUUAAUCAGGUUUCAAUAUCAUUAGAAGCUUCACAUACUGGGGCUACAUGUGUACACAUAGAUACCAGAAUCACCUUCUUUUCUGUUUGCGAACCCCAUAACAUGACCAUGAAAAAAGCCUUUUUCUUUUUAUUGCUACUCUUCGUUUCAAAAUCUUUUUUAGAACAUUACUCUUCCUUCUCUUAAGGGCCAUUUCUUGAAAAUCGUGGUACAUAUAACUUUAUCACGGACCAGAAGCAAUGAAUCUAAAUUUAACCCAUCUAGGGUUUUUGCUAAAAAAUCAGUGAAUGCAUUAUAUUUCUUUUCUUAAUAUAAUGUAUUUUUUGCUUAAUUUCAAAACUGUGAAUAUCUCAAUCUUGAAUAUGAACACAGCAAACAAACGACAGCUUUUCAGAAUCGGAAAUGCCUGGGAUUUUCACGAAACAGGAGGCAGAUUAGAAAGUUGUGAUAUGUUAUCUAUAAAACUGCCAUUUUUCCUCAGGUCUUUGAGGAAGAUGCUCUUCAAUGGGAGGAGAAGUUGAAUCGCAUUCAUGAUGUGUUUGACGUGUGGAUUGAUGUCCAGCGCCGAUGGGUGUACCUGGAUGGUAUCUUCAGUGGCAGUGCUGAUAUCAAGGCUCUUCUUCCAGUGGAGACUCAGCGAUUCCAGAGGUAGGUAUUUUUAUUUUUUGUAAUUAACAGGAAUGAGCGUAAUUUCCCCCAGUUAAAGGGGCUCUUAUUUUUUAAGUUAGGGAACUGAUGAAAUUUUGCUCAAAAUCAGAUGUGCAUUUAUAACUGAAGUUUUGCAGAGGGUCUCAUAUACCCCUCUUUUAGAGACUUGCCCUUUUGACCUGUGAAAGAUAUUUCAAACUUUUGUCGGCAUUCUGGCUAAAAUGUGAGUGAUCACAAUCACAGGUCAUGAAUUUGUAAAAAAAGCCUUAAGACAUUUUUUUUAAUGGGAAAUAUAUAAUAUUAAACAUGUUUUAUAUAAAUAUCAAUGUAGUUAGGACAAUGUCUACUUUUUAUUUGAAGAAGAAAAGGCAGUAGUCUUUCUUUUUUUUUUAAUAAUUAUUAUCAACAUUUUUUGUUGUUCUUUUAUUUUAUCCCAGCAUCAGCACAGAAUUCCUGACACUGAUGAAGAAAGUGGCAAAGACUCCCUUGAUUGUAGAUGUGCUGAACAUCCAAGGUGUUCAGAGACAGUUGGAACGUCUUGCUGAUCUGCUUGGUAAAAUCCAAAAAGCUCUGGGUGAAUACCUGGAGAGGGAGAGAGCAUCAUUUCCAAGAUUCUACUUUGUGGGAGAUGAAGACUUACUUGAGAUUAUUGGAAACAGCAAGAGCAUUCCAAAACUACAAAAGCACUUCAAGAAGAUGUUCGCUGGUGUGGCAGCCAUUGUUCUUAAUGAAGAUGAGACUUUGAUAACUGGUUUGAGUUCCAAGGAAGGAGAAGAGGUAAAACAUAUCAUUUGUUUGUUCUAAAAUGGCAAAUAGUACUAUUUGAUCACUCGGGGAAGUCUAUUGUCAGGUCGAAGCAAAAUUUCGAACACUGUUGAUCGAAUUGACGCUUUCCCCCCGCGAAUGUUCGCUUCAUGUCGAAAAUUCAAUGAAAAAGCGUCCCUUGUUCAGACGAAAUGUCGCUUAAAAGGCUGCGAACUUUUGAUCGAAUUUUCGCUCGGACUUUCGACGAGAGAUCGCUAGAACAAAAAACGUCUUUCAUUUGCAUUAUUUUUGCACAACUUACUGUUCCACAUUUUAGCAAUUGUAUAUGUAAUGGACAAAUCUCGACAGUAUCAUCUCUUUUAAUUGCCCUUUAUCUUCAUCACUUACUGGAGUAGAAUCUGGCUUCAAUUUAACAGCAAUGAUCCUUAGUUGUUUCCUUGCUUACCUAUGUAUAUACUUUCAGAUAGUGCAAUUGUGGUAGUUUUUACCUCUCUGUAAUCAAUAGAUUUACCAUCAGCCUUAGAUGCUCUGCCACAGUGACUGAUUGAUUGAUUGAUCAAUUCAAUAGUCAACACUUUCAGCAGGGUUACUCAUAAACAACAGAUCAAUCCAUCAACAUAGAUUUAACAAACAAUUAUAUCUUAACUCCCAGACAUCUUUGCUUGCUUUGGUCGCGGACACCGAUUGGCACAAUCAAAUUUUUUUUAAUCAUUAUUGGUUUUCACUGAUUUCUCAAUUUUUUUAAAGCAAGUUUGGUAACGAUAGUGGCAGUGUAAAUAUAUUUGAAAAUUAGAGUGCUAGCCAAUUUAUAGUCGUUGUAGGACUGAGUGGAGUCUAAUUCGGUCUGUAAUCAUACGAUUGACUUUCAAAAUCAGACGACCGCGAAGCGGGAGUCCGAUUUCUUAAUCACGAGUAUGAUUACAGACAAAAUUGGAUGACACGAAGUCCUGUUACCAAUUAAUCAAAACUUUGACAAAAUUUGAGAAAGAAACUAGACAUCGGUUAUACGUUUUAAUUAAAAAAAAAAAAAAAAAAGCUAACUCGGCGAAAUGCGAGACAAAAGCGCGCGCAUAACGCGUUCUGUCCACUUCCACAGCCAUAACGUGUUAACUGUCCCUUUAGCUGUCCUAUUGCACCGUCCAACUACAAGCAUGACGCGUAUACUGUCCUAUUAGUGCUCUAAUCAAAACUAUAACAUAAUUCUUGAAUGUGAUUGGCUAUCACCAGCCUGAUUUGAGCACUAAUAGGAAAGUGUAUACGUCAUGCGUCAGUUCACACGCCAUGCCUGUGUGGGUGGACAGAAUUGGACUCCACUCGGUCCUAUUACCAUUAUAAAUCGGGCUGGUGAUAACCAAUCACGACCGAGAUUUUUGUUGUAGUUUGAUUAAAGCGACAGACUUAUCAACUUUGGGAAGUUCAAAAGUAGAUUGUGAAGUGUGUUCCAAUACAUUGUGCUCAGUGCAGGAUUACUUAUAACACUCUCUCUGUCAUCAGGUGGUUUUCAAGAAAGCUGUGUCUUUGAAAGAACACCCCAAGGUCAAUGAAUGGCUGACAUGUGUUGAGACUGAAAUGCGCACCACCCUGGCUACAUUAUUGGCCACAGCAGUGAGUGAAAUACAGCAGUUCAACUCUGAAUCCAUUGACGGGCAAAAGUACAUGCACUGGGUCGAUGGCUACCAGGUAAAGAAGAAGAUUUCUUUGUGUUAGGAUCAGAUUAAUUAAAUGUUGUCUUCUUGAUACUAAAUUUGAUCGUUUCCGUCUUGCAGGCUCAACUUGUGGUACUAGCCUCCCAGAUUGCUUGGUCAGAAAGCUGUGAGGAAGCACUGCAAGCCAUCUCCUCGUCAUCAAACCAAAAAGACCUGGGGCCCAUGAUGAAGGUUCUUAGAGUGGUUGAAGCAACGCUGAACAUUCUGGCGGACUCUGUGUUACAAGAACAGCCUCCAGUAAGGCGACGCAAGCUGGAGCACUUGGUGAGCAAAUGGUUUCAUCUUGUAAAAAGUAGUUAAGUCGAUUUAAGUUUAAAAUUUGUUUUACCUGAGGUUGCCGUGGGUUCAACUAUAAUUCUAAAUGAAUCAUAGUGGUAGAGAUCUGUAAUUGUGCAGUUCAUAGAGAUUAGUUUUCAGACUGCGGAACUCGGUGCUGUAGGUAAUAGGGUAAUUAAGCAUUAUUAACAGAGUUGAUAGCGUAGAUUGGCCAUCGUAAAGAGUUUUAAAGCUGAUAUUUCCAGCGUUAGCCCUUCGGCUGCUUUGAAACUCUUUACGCUAGCCAAUUUACGUUAUCAACUCAGUUGAUAGUACUUAUUUAUCCUGUUAUACUUUCUCACCGACGCAGCACUACAGUUUCUUCAGAUACUCACCCCCUUUACUCAGCUGUAGGUAAUAAUCAACGAUGAUUUAAUUUUUGAAAACAUUCUCUUCAUUUUCUGUUUCAGAUCAUUGAACAUGUACAUCAACGUGACGUCACACGCCAGCUAAUCAAUACUCAAGUCUCCAACACAAAAGCUUUUGAGUGGCUCUGUCAGAUGAGAUUCUACUUUGACCCAAAACAGAAAGACGUCCUACAACAGCUUUCAAUCCACAUGGCCAAUGCCAAGUUUAAUUAUGGAUUUGAGUACCUUGGAGUCCAAGACAAGCUUGUCCAGACACCCCUGACAGAUCGCUGUUAUCUUACCAUGACACAGGCCUUAGAGGGAAGAUUAGGGGGGUCACCCUUUGGUUAGUUAAUGGUUAUUGUACUGUUUUUUCUUUUAGUAAAGACGUUUGCGGUAUGAUUGGGGUUGUUGUAUCGGAAUCUCAAAUAGCUCCUCAUGCAUAAAUUUUUACUUGUCUACAUAGAUCACGGUCAAGGACCCUUCCCCCAUUCCAAGCAAAUUAGUUUUUCUUCAGUACUAAAUCUUCUUACUUCCAGCUGCAAAGCAUAUUUAUUUUCUCCUUACCAUACCGAUACGUUAUCCAGCGAGCUGCUGAUGAGAAUAGAAACACUUGUCUGCUGAAGGGUGUAAUCUUGAUAUAACACCGAAUUCUCCUUAUUCUUACACAAGGAAAUGUGGAACAAAUGGAAGGGAGAAAUUGGACUUUGUAUUCUGGCAUAAUAUCGGAAAUGAGUCUGUAGAGUUCUCAUCUUUUUUUCAUCCUUUUCCUGCUAAUUUUUCCUUUUACUGAUUGCUUUUUUAUUUAUUGUGUUUAGGCCCUGCUGGGACAGGAAAGACAGAAUCGGUUAAAGCUCUUGGUCAUCAACUGGGAAGAUUUGUGUUGGUCUUCAACUGUGAUGAAACAUUUGACUUCCAGGUAAGUGACUUUGUGUUUAAGUUUGAGAUACUCUCUCCUAAUCUUGCCCUCUUGGAUCUAAGCUCAGUCUAUUACAACUGUCAUCGUUUUUUUCCAGGCCAUGGGUCGUAUCUUUGUCGGUUUGUGCCAAGUGGGUGCAUGGGGCUGCUUUGACGAGUUCAACCGUCUGGAAGAAAGAAUGUUGUCAGCUGUUUCGCAACAGAUUCAGACCAUUCAGCUCUCUCUCAGAGAAGGCAGCACUGAUCUAUGUAAGGAAGGAAAUAAACAAGUAGUUCUUAUUAAAGUUUAUUUAUUCCUUUGAAUCUAAUCUGUGAGAGGAUUAAACAUUUUUUAAGGUGUAAUCAAGCUAUUGACAUUUCACAAAGUUAUUAUGAAGAAAAUGUUUGGAUGAAUUUUACUUGGGCGUUAAGGACGUGGAUUUUGUAUGAUGAGUAUCGUUAAAAAAAAAAAAAACGUAGACAAAAUAAACACAGCAGGUGACCAGUGUGAACGAAAAUACCUUAGAGCCAAUAAGAAAUCAAAGAAGAAAAAAGCUUUUUACCGGAAGUGCAGGAGAAUGCAAAUAUUUUGUUUGGUUUUGGAGGAUGUUGAGAGGAGAACACAAGUAUUUAGACUUAAGACAUAGGAGCAAAGGAAAGAAAAAGCAAUACAGCCCUGGAUAACUUUUGCCAUUCAACUGAAAAUUUCUCUAGUAUUGAUUUUCUCAAAGAACACUAUCAGGCAGUAUUAAUGACAAUGGAUGAUGUUGAUUUAAUAUUUUCCAGCUGCACCAAUCACUAUUGAACUGGUGGGCAAGCAAGUGAGAGUAAGCCGCGACAUGGCAAUCUUCAUUACAAUGAACCCAGGUUAUGCUGGACGUUCCAACCUCCCAGACAACUUGAAAAAGUUGUUCCGCAGCUUGGCCAUGACUACUCCUGACCGACAGCUUAUUGCUCAGGUCAUGCUGUACUCACAGGGUUUCAGAACUGCAGAGAAACUAGCCACAAAGAUUGUUCCAUUCUUCAAGUAAGCAAUAAUUGCGAUAUUUAAUAAUCAACUUCUAGUUGUUACAAACUGACAUUGAAGAUAAACGAAAAUGAUCUUUGUAGCCGAUAAAUUUUCUAUUAACGGUUGUGGCAGUCUAGGGUAGAUGUUCAUUAGUUUUUGGUUGGAAAUGCUAACCCUUUACACCCCCUAACAUCAGUUUGCAUAUUCUCCGUACUGUUCUCUGUACAUUUCUUAAGGUGCGGACAAGGAGAAUUUGUCAGUUUUCUUAAGCCUCAAUGCCUCACUUAUCCUAAACGUAUUAAGCAACGUGCACAGGAUUCCCAGUCUUAACCGUUCUACUCUCAAGAUCUGAUUGUAAAUUCUCUCUUCUAGCUACUUCACAAUUCCUUGUAAAUUAGUUACAAAAGUUGGUGUUAGAUCAAGAUAACAACUUCAACUAGUUUGAGUGUUCUCAUUGAUCAUUCUCAUUACCUGUUUGUUAGAUAUUGUGCGGAUAUUGUAAAGAGAAGUUACAUGUUAAUCACUUGUGGGGGGGGGGGUGAUUUAAGGGUUAAGAUAAAUCAUUUUGUCAUUUAUUUUACAGAUUAUGUGGAGAGCAGUUGUCUAACCAGUCUCAUUAUGACUUUGGCCUCCGCGCAUUGAAGAGUGUACUGGUCAGUGCUGGUAAUGUCAAACGUGAGAAGAUCCAGAGAAUAAAAGAAAGUUUGACUGAAGAAGGCCAGGAAGCUGAUGAAGCAGCAAUCUCUGAGCGGCUGAAUGAACAGGAGGUUUGUUUAGAAAUUUGAUAUAAAAUUUCACAGUAAUCCAUAGUCCUUUGCACUGAAAGAGGCCUUUCAUCAUUUUUGUGAUGUUUAACUUUAUAUGUUGUGGUUCAGUUUUUUUCUGUUGAAACUUUAUUCCCCUAAUGUCAAACUCAUCGUCACGCAUCACAAUGCAUCAUGGUACUUUAAAACAGAGGCUGGAAAAUUUGAACGAAGUUGAAGUAUGGAAUUUGAUCAUAAAAUACUUGCGUAUUCUUAAUUUUGCGUGAUACUCUCCUAUAAACAGACUGUCAUCUUUUUCUACAAUGUUCAAGGUUUACGUCGAGAAGAUUUCGGCAAUUUUUAGUGAUGCAACUCUGAGCAAAGUAAAUUUCAAACCUUGGUCUUAUCAAAUCAAGCUCACGCCCUCUAUUGGUUGAAUGCAAUCCUUUAAAUGUUUUAGAAAGUUUAAAAUGAAAUUAUAACGCUUCCCCUUCAGCGUAGGUGUUGGUUAAAAUAAAUUUAACAUUCAGAAUGCUGCCAUUUUUUUAUCCUUCUAGAUUUUGAUCCAGAGUGUUUACGAGACAGUUGUACCAAAGCUUGUGGCAGAAGAUAUUCCUCUUCUUCAGAGUCUGUUGUCAGAUGUGUUCCCAGGAGUUCGUUAUGUUGGCGCCGAGAUGACAAGCCUUAAGGCCGAGAUAAAGAAAGUUUGUGCUGAGACGCACCUUGUGUAUGGAGAUGGAGAAGAACAAGGUGGUGCAUGGGUGGAGAAGGUGGGGAGUUGUUUGUCUAUCGUAACCAAUCGCAUGAAUAGUGCAGCAUCUUGGCAUGGAACGGUUGAUUGAAAUUGAUUUCUAAAGGAAAGGUUUUUGGUUAAAAACUUCAUGUAUGAGAUUUUAGAACAGUAGAUAACUAACAUUCAUUUUCGUAUGAAGGCAGUUGCGCAUUAGUAGAAAGGCGGUGUGAUUUAACGUUAAAUUCUCGAGCUAACAUUUUUUAAGAAAUGUAGGGCAGACAGUAAGGAGAAUUGGUAUUGAGAUCAUGGAAAGAAAGAGGUUAAGGACUGUAAUUCACAGCUAGUGACUCCCUCGGUUUUUAUCUCUGUAAGAGUUCAUCGUUACAUCUUUUCAAUACGAUCGUAUAAAUGCAGUGAAACUUGGGUGAUGUCCGUACUGGUUUUGCUCUGAUACAGAAUUAAUCAGAUAAUUUUAGGAAAUAGAAUUCUUAUGAUGUUGUUUUUCGUGUUACUGUUGUUUUAGAUCCUUCAGUUGUAUCAGAUAUCCCAGAUUCAUCAUGGAUUGAUGAUGGUUGGACCGAGUGGAAGCGGCAAAUCUACAGCUUGGCGCACUCUGUUAAAGGCUUUGGAAAAUUUAGAGGGCGUAGAGGGUGUGGCACAUGUUGUUGACCCCAAGGUACAGUUACUUUAGAGCGCUACUAAAUCAUUCUUUUUACAUGUUGUUAACUGUUGUAAUCACUUGAAAUAAAUUUUUAGUUCUUUUGAAACGCAUCGAGGAUUUAUGUGGGCUGCAGAAGCCUUCGAUAACUGGUUUCAAUUAUUUGAAAUACUUAACUUUAGCCCCCUAAGAGUGACUAGCAUCUAAUUUACCUGCUUGCAGUAUCACCCCUGAAUCAAACACAAAGUCACGAGAAUAAAUGACGUGGUCACCUACCACACAAACUCUUGACUCUGAAACAAAUUUUGCUUGUCAGCGCUUUAGGAAUUGUAUAGAGAAUAUGCAUUCUUUUGUUAGGGUGUAAACGGUAAGUGACUGGCGUAAAUUAUUUUUUUCAUUCCAGGCCAUUUCCAAGGAAGCUUUGUAUGGAACUCUUGAUCCCAAUACAAGAGAGUGGACAGAUGGGUUGUUCACUCACAUUCUCAGAAAGUAAGUUUGCUAUUUUGAUGAUUGACUGAACAAGGUAGUGUCAAAUGUUUCUAGUUCUAGUUCUCUUUGAAGUGUCUGAUGUUUUGUUUCUCUGCAUCCAAGGAUCAUUGACAAUGUCCGUGGUGAGAUUAACAAAAGACAGUGGAUCAUUUUUGAUGGCGAUGUUGAUCCGGAGUGGGUGGAGAAUUUAAACAGUGUCCUGGAUGACAAUAAGUUGCUCACUCUGCCAAAUGGGGAACGUCUUGGAAUUCCUUCUAAUGUAAGUCGCUUGGAUCCCGUUUCUCGAAAGUCCCGAACGGCCACGAAGCCAUAUUUAAGAAUCUAAAUUAAAGAAUUGAGAAGCAAGUUGUGGCGCCCUAACCAGUCUAUUUUGUUUCCUUAGCUGAUAGCUUUGCGUCAUCAUAUAAAAAAAAAUUUAAACCCCCAUCUUGAAUGAAAACAGAACAGCUUAACGAGCCCGCUAAGUUAUAGGGACCUUUCAGAAACGGGCCCUCCGGAACUCUUCUAUGGUUUAAGACAAGUUAGAGGAGUGUUGAAUUUGAUUCACCCAAUUUGUUAUGUUAAACAUCUCUUUUGCAGGUGCGAAUCAUGUUUGAAGUACAAGAUCUACGUUUCGCCACUCUUGCUACAGUCAGCCGUUGUGGAAUGGUUUGGUUCAGUGAGGACGUUUUGUCGACGGAAAUGAUUUUUGACAAUCACCUGUUUCAGAUGAAGAAAGUACCAGUGGAAGAGGUUGAAGAAGAGAUCAGACGAAUCAAACCCCAAGGAAAGGCUGAAGACGCCUUGUCACCAACAAUGCAGGUAUGGCACAAACAAAUACCAAAACAUGGUUGUGUGUGUAAACUGAACUGCUGAGGAACAGCUGCCACCAAACAAUCGAGAAUUCAAAUAUAACAGUCGGAACAAAGUUGCAACAUUCCCCUUGAGCCCGCUCUUGUGACAGUGCCUGCUGGCCAUAAGAGCUCGCAAAACCCUUGGUGAUUGACUUUGUUGGAUCGACGAUUCACCAACUCUCAAGCUCUCCGUUAUUUAUCUAGAUGUGGUUUCCAAAUCUUAACCAAUGUUUUGUAAAUCCACAGGUCCAGUGUGAUUUUGUAGACAUUAUUCAUGAGCACUUCUCAUCUAACGGUCUUGUAGUAAAGAGCUUGGAGUUUGCAUUCAAGCAGGAACAUAUCAUGGACUUUACUCGCAUGAGGGCACUGGAAUCGCUCUUCUCCAUGAUCCAUCAAGGAAUCAGGAAUGUUCUUCAGUACAAUCAACAACAUCCUGAUUUUCCAAUGGAGGUUAGUGCGGACAUCUUUUUAAUCCUUGAACUCCCAAGAUAUAAUUAGUAAUUCUCCUUUUUGUUCGCUAUUAUGUUUACUUGUAUUUUCUUGAAACUUAGUAAGGGGAAUUUGGAAUUGUAUCAAGAUAGAACCUUGAAGCUGAUAUGUUUGUCUGUGCUUCUCGCUUUCUUGCCUGACUCCAACGAUGACUUCAGCUCAGUUUGUCCACUGGACUACUAUUCCGUGACUAUCAUAAUUUAGGAUCGAAAGGAGUUUCUUUGUAAUUGAACUUUAUGCAGAAGUGUAGACGUACUUUUAGAAAUGGAAUGUCAAAACUAAUUCGAGAUCGAUUUGGUUUUGCUUCACUUUCCUCCUUAAUUGGCCUAAAAGUCUCGCGUCACCUUUUCAACCAAUCAGAUGCAAAACGUAAACCAACCGCGUCAUGGCCACUCGCGAUUUCCCGCGUUUCACGCAGUUUGCUUGUUAUUACUGUGAGUUCUGGUAGGCUCCUUGUAAUGUUUUCUUUUGCUGUGAUUGGCAGGUGUGACUCUUUUGGUUUUGGCUUUACGCCACUACAUCGAAAAGGGCUUAAUAGCAUUUUUUGUUUUUGUUUUUGUUUUAAUGACAGAGAGAUCAGAUUGAACGUUACGUCCCACGCUACUUGAUCUUCUGUAUUCUUUGGGCUUUCUCCGGUGACUGUAAGCUGAAGACAAGAGAAGACUUGGGAAACUUCAUCAAGAGCAUCACUACAAUUCCUUUGCCUGCCAGCUCAUCACAGUCCAUUGUUGAUUAUGAGGUACAAGAAGUUUGUAAACAUAAAAAGUAGCAAUUUAUCACAUGACAGAGCUCGAGCAAUAAGGAUGCUUACCUUUACUGUGAAUGAGUGACUGACUGCAUUCAACGUGUUAAACAAUGAAGACCUAUCUUAACGUGGAUUUGUACAUGUAGAACCCUUCCUGAAGUGGUUUUAUUUGCAUUCCUGACCUUUAAAGUUUUAAAUGUUUUUCGCACCAUUUUUGUUGCUCUAUGCCUUUGGUCGAUCUUUGGCCACUGCCGUUGUGUUAUGCCUUUCAGAAAAAUUUCAAAAUUCAUUCCCUGUAGGAAUCGUUACGUGGAAUGUUUUUCUUUUUCUCAUCCUCUUUCUGCAUUCGAAUGCACUUAACCUGUGGUAAGAAUUAAAAUGUUUAUCAAUAUUUUGCCCUUUUUCUUUUCAGGUUACAAUCCAAGGUGAAUGGGCACUAUGGCAGUCUAAGGUUCCUCAGAUUGAGGUAGAAACGCACAAGGUGGCAGCCCCAGAUAUUGUGGUACCAACGGUCGAUACUGUGCGACAUGAAGCUCUUCUGUACACCUGGCUGGCGGAGCAUAAACCCAUGGUGCUCUGUGGACCCCCUGGCAGCGGCAAGACUAUGACACUGUUCAGUGCCUUGAGAGCUCUUCCUGAUAUGGAGGUGGGUACAACGUGAUUUAAGUGCAAGUGGGAGAUAUUGAAUUAGACGCUUGGAAAUGUUAGCUUCUUGCAGAUUUACUGUCGACUUUGAAUCGUACCGCAUGACUGUAUAUUUAACCCUUUAACUCCCAGAUCAAAUUUGUCAUUCUCCUCACUGUCGACCAUACAAUUCCUCUAAUGUCAGUUGAGAGAAUUAAGAAUUGGAUCAACUAAUUAUCCCCAAAUAUAAUAUUUUGUUGCUUUUAGGUUGUUGGUUUGAAUUUCUCCAGUGCUACCUCCCCUGAGCUGCUCCUGAAAACUUUCGAUCACUAUUGUGAGUACAGAAGAACUCCGAAUGGAAUCGUCCUUGCUCCUGUACAACUUGGAAAGUGGAUGGUGCUGUUCUGUGAUGAGAUCAAUCUUCCAGACAUGGACAGUUAUGGUACACAGACAAACCCUAUAAACUAUCCCACCCCCUCCCUGAAAUGAAAACAUAUUCUUCAUCUCAAGCAAUUGGAAAUUUAGUUUUCGCAAAGCUGAACCGUGUCUUUAAUCGCUCUUUAGUUUAAAAAGAAUGGCUGUUGCUUUCAACAACGAUUCCCCUCGUUUAAAUUGUCAACUGUUACCAGAUUACGUUCCAUCCAGUCGUAGUGGAUAUAUAGAUCUGUAUCAAGAGAAAAAGUGACAUUUACUUCGGAUGAGUGUAUUUUUUUAAUGUAGUAAACAAGAUGAAUUCAUGGGUAGCUUAAGAUCUUGUGCUUGUAGAAGUUAGUUGCUAAUAUGUAUGCGAACAUUCGCCAACAUAGUUAUUCAGCUAAUAUUUUGAAUCCGGGGGUAACGUUUGAUCGUGGAGUCUGAUCGUCUGGGUGAGGGUAGUCCAGAGAGGCACUGUUGUCGGAAGAUGUGACUAACUUUUCGACAACCCUAGUGAAAACGAACGUCAUAUUCACUACCCUCAUCCGGACGAUCAUACUACAUGAUUAAAUAUUUAUGACUUGUACUCGAGAGAAUAUAUAUAGACUAAAAACCAUUCGGACAACUCGUGUUGAAAACACUGUAAUUUUUUGUCUUCGUGCAAACCUUUUCAACUGAUGAAAAACAUCAUGUUCACAAAUAUAUUUGUUGUAAUUAUACCUCAGGAACACAGCGUGUCAUCUCGUUCCUGAGACAAAUUGUAGAGCAUGGCGGAUUCUACCGCACCAGUGACCAGGCCUGGGUAACAAUAGAGAGGAUCCAGUUCGUCGGAGCUUGUAAUCCACCCACCGAUCCAGGCAGGAAGCCUCUGUCACACAGGUUAUAAACAUUCUAAAAGUAUUUGAUGAGCAACAAGAUUAAGAUUAUCAGCGCGAGAUUUUGACCGUGUGAUAUUUGAUGUGGGCGAGGCCCACAUCAAAUAUCACGCACAGAACUUAGGCCUGGUUCACAUAUAAUCGCAGACGAUCGCAGGUGAUCGCACGAUCGCUGAAACCACUCAACCGAAGAUCGCGAAUCGCAUGUUCACAUAUAAUCGCAGCCGAUCGCAGCGAUCAGUGACAACCGAGUCCGCGAUUUACCACUCAGCGGCAAUACAACCAACAUGGACGCCGAGGACGCUGAACUUUUAUAGGUGUUAACAUUCUGCUUCUGUUGUCUUUACUUUAACGGAGAAUCGCUGCUAGAUCAAAGAAAUAACCUCAUUGUUUAAGGAGGGGUUUCAACAGAUUUUUCUAUAAGCGGCUGCUAACGGUGUUAUAGGCGGCUGUGCUAUGAGGCGAAACCCAAGCAGGAGAGCCUGCUCUUAAGCUAAACAGACAGUUGAAAGCUCCAAGCUCUAAAUAUAACGAUAUCUAUUUUCAGAUUCUUGCGUCACGUUCCAGUCAUAUAUGUGGACUAUCCAGGUCCUACCUCACUGACCCAGAUCUAUGGAACAUUCAAUCGUGCAAUGCUGAGAAUUGUUCCUCCGCUGAGAAGCUAUGCUCAGCCCCUGACUGAUGCUAUGGUGGAGUUCUACUCCAUGUCUCAAGUGGGUGAAAUAUGUGUAGUACAGAAGGAUUAAGCUUUGAUGCUAGUUAGUUUACGGCAAAAAAUAAGCUUGCGCUGAUAGUAGAAUUGAGUGAGUGUGAGAAGCAAAAGAGGAUAGUUCUUUUUCUGUCACAAAUGGCAACAACAACAAAACUUUAUUCUAUUGUGAGCAAAUAAAUUGAUACAAAAUGUACUUCCCCGUCUAUCCCUCUGCUCCAAGCUUUGGUAGGCAAUGAAACAAAUGAUAGUUUCCUUGUGAGCUUAGUGGGUUACACCCUAUCAUAAGAAUGCAUAUUCUCCGUACUGUUGUCUCAAACAUUUCCUACAGUACUGACAAGAAGAAUUUGUUAAACAAGCCAGCGCUUCUUUGGUUGGCGAUCAAUUGGCUUAUUCUCAUGAGUGCUAUGUAUGACUCAGAGGUGAUAAUGAAUGGAGAAAUUGGAUACCAACUAAUGUCAAAAGAAUAAAUCCUGCACUUGUGUUUUUCGACAAUUGUAAAGAUGAAAUUGCAAAAAGCAACUCGCUUAGCCUGGAAAAGAUUUGAUUUAUCAGGACUGAGAUUUACCAUGAUUUUUAGCGGAGUAACCUUUUUCCUUGUAGGAACGCUUCACUCAAGACAUGCAGCCGCAUUACAUUUACAGCCCUCGAGAAAUGACUCGAUGGGUGAGAGGAAUCUGUGAAGCAUUGAAGCCAUUGGAGACUUUGCCAGUCGAAGGACUUGUUCGCCUGUGGGCUCACGAAGCACUGCGUCUCUUCCAAGACAGGUGAGAAUUGAGGGGCUGGGUGUUUUGUAGGAGAGUAGAAUUACAACAGUUUCGAGACUUUCACUCGAUUAUACUCUAAUUUUGAGUUGUCAAGUAAAACAUAACACAAAGUAAAAAGUAGUUAUUCUAUGAUUUUUCUCAUGUUUACCAUCUUUGUCUGUGUAACGAAGUUCUGAUGUAAAUUGAGGAUAGCCUGGGGUAGACCCUCACUAUUGGAGCCUGGGCACUGGGCACGAGCUUUUCUUUGCCCUCAGGAAAGUAUGAGGCGUCGAGCCUAGCAAAUCGGAGAGAGGUCUGCAAGGGGUCUGGUACUGAUAACGAGGUUAUUAUUAGUGCCAAUCUUCCGGCAAACCUCUUCCCGACUCGUCUCUAAUCUUCCCGCAGACGAAGAAACCGAGUGACUCGGGUCAUUAUUUCAUUAUUAUUAAAAUGAGAACUUGCUAUCGUGUGGAAAUUAGGUGUAGAUAUAUUUAUUGCUUGAUUGUCUUCCAGGCUGGUCGAAGAUGAUGAGCGUAAGUGGACAGAAGAGAAUAUCAACAAUAUAGCCUUGAAACACUUUCCGAACAUAGAUCGUAAUACUGCCCUUGCUCGACCAAUCUUGUACAGUAACUGGCUGUCGAAGGACUACAUGCCUGUGGAGCAGGAAGAACUCAGAGACUUUGUCAAAGCAAGGCUAAAGGUAAAAAUCACCUGAGUUUGUCGAAAGUUGGAUACAAGGGAAGAAAAUGCUUCCUCUGUGGAGCUGUCAGCGAACUGGGUGUCAAUAAAGGGUAGGCCAGUUUACAACCAAUAAGUCGGUCGACAGACGAACAUCAAUCGAUCACGAGUCGGGAAAUUUUCGGUAAAUUGUUGGCAAUGCAGUAACACUUACCGUGCGGUAUUUCACAGUUGUUUCUUUAAAAUGUACUGAGAUGUUUGAUGAAUUGAAAGGAAAGAUUUAUCAGGUUGAGUAAUUAGAUAGUGGUUACUAAGAACAGCAGACAAACAGCUGUUUGCCCUCUAAUGUUUGUAUCACAUUUUGAUGAUUUUGGUGAUUUUUAUUUAUCUGUUUGGAACAGGUGUUUUAUGAAGAAGAGUUGGAUGUUCCUUUGGUGUUAUUUAAUGAAGUGCUUGACCAUGUUCUACGAAUUGACAGAAUCUUUAGACAGCCACAAGUAAGUGCAUAACCUUACCUUGCCUUGUAUUUAUCUUCACCCCCAUGUAUCAGAAUUUCCUUCACCUUUCUUCUCCGUGAAUUUGACCGGCAUCCGCUGUUGAGACCUUUCGCGCGCGAAGGUGCGUGGGAGAGUGUUGGAUCUCUCGCAUGUGUGUAACUCGCGAUCUUACCCAGCACCGGAUAUGCAACGUUUCAUAGUCAUCUUUGCUACUUUUUCCCUCCACAGGGGCACUUGUUGUUAAUUGGUGUUAGUGGAGCUGGUAAAACUACGCUGUCAAGAUUUGUGGCAUGGAUGAAUGGUCUGAAAGUCUUCCAAGUCAAGGUUUGUUUACUUCGUUUAGAGUUUUUUCUAGUUGACUCUUGGUUUUGCUUUAAUUCUCCUUGUGAUUGGUCUAGAAAACUCAUGCCACCCUUUCAACCAAUCAGGGGCAAUACUGAAACUAAUUGGGGCUUGGUCGCUCGCGUUUUUCCGCGCUUGAGGUGGUUUGUUUUUUAUCACGAGUUCUCAUUGGUCCCUUGUGACAUUUUCGUUUGUUUUGAUUGGCCGUUGCGAUUACCUAUCCUUUUGUUUUUGGUCUCAAACUACAAGCUCACUCAGGGCCCCGCUGAAAGUGAGCUCACGUUAAUGUUGUGUAACCUGCUUGUGCAAUGGUUGCCUAGCGAUAAAUGUGAUGGUUGAGGUAUGUCCUUUUUCUAAUUUGUUACUAGAUUCACCGAAAGUACUUGGCGGCAGACUUUGAUGAAGACUUGCGAGCAGUUCUCAGACGUGCAGGCUGCAAGAAUGAGAAAAGUGUCUUCAUUUUGGAUGAAUCCAACAUACUGGAAUCAAGCUUCCUGGAAAGGAUGAACACACUUCUGGCAAAUGGAGAGGUACACCAGGAUUUUGGUUUCUUUCUCUCUUUAUUUCUUUCUUUCUUUUUUUUUUUUUUUUUUCUUCAACGUAGUACGUUUUUAAAUCCUCACGUCAUCCUCUAAUAACCAAUUAGAUGAAAAUAGAAGCCAAUUGCGACUUGUUUCCUGGUCUUUUCCCGCGUUUUAUACUUUGAUUUCCUAUUGGCCCUUUUUCAAUAUUUUCUUUUUUCCUGAUUAGCCAACAUGAUUACUUUGGUUUAGGACUUGCAGUGCUCUUAUUAAAACUUUUCUAUCAGCACUUUAUGUGAUGGUGUUCUCAUAUAGUGUUUGUUGUUGUCAGGUUCCAGGAUUGUUUGAAGGAGACGAGUACACCACUCUGAUGACGCAGUGUAAGGAAGGGUCACAAAGAGAUGGUCUUAUGUUAGACAGCAGCGAGGAGCUUUACAAAUGGUUCACACAACAGGUAGGUGUGUCCUUCAUAUUGUCCACCAUUCUUGCCAGUUGCAGAAAGGAUUGAAUAAAAGGGGUAAGUUUGUCAAGAAACUACGGUGCUGCGUCGAUGGGGUUAUUACACAAUAAUUCGGUUUAUCUACUGGAUUGAGAGUGUAAAUUAGCCGACUUAAAGAGUUUCUAGAGCUGACGUUUCGAGCGGUUGCCCUUCGUCAGAGAGAAGCCGACCUUCGAAUAUUCACUCUGAUUAAGAGCUAACACUCGUAACGUCAGCUUUUGAAACUCUUCACGGUGGCCAACGUACAUUAUCGACUCAUUUGUUAAAACUAAGUUAUGUAGCCUAAGGGAUUGGUUUCUUUUAUCGUCCUUCUUCCUAAAAUUUACCUCAAUUCCUGAAAAAGCUGAUAUCGAUCAUUUUGUGCCAUCACCUGGAUGCGAGUAGUCCUGAGAAGGAAUUUUGUCGUUGAAUGUGACUGACGUUUCCUUAAUCUUAGCUGAAGUCAUUAUUAGGUUCAAGUGAAAGUCGAUUAUCAGUAGAGUAUUAUCAGACUGGUCCGUGAAAACUAAUCUGUCAGGGCUUAUUGGCUGAAAGACCGUUAGUUGGUUUCAUUAACUGCGAUUGGUCAAUUUUGAAACCACUCCGCUUGGUUCGGAGGCUGGUGCAUGCAUUGCUUUGCUCGAUCUCUUUACUUAUAAUUCCUUUUCAUAUCCAACAGGUUAUGAACAACUUGCACGUUGUUUUUACUAUGAAUCCUUCCUCGGAAGGUCUGAAAAGCCGAGCAGCCACAUCUCCUGCCUUGUUCAACAGGUGAGAUUUCGCUAAUAAACCGAUUUCAUAAUGCGGUUCUAUCCUUUUACAUACAUCACAGUUCACUACACAAUGCUUCUAUACUCUGGAAUGGUGUUUACCGAUAGCAAAGGCCGUGAAAGCCAAACAGUCAAACUUUCCACUAGUGGACAGAAUAUUGCUUUUAAUCCUUCAACUCCUAUGGAUAUCCAAGACAGAAUUUCUAUCCAAGACAGAAUUUCUAUCCUAGACAAGUGAUGAGAAUUAAGAAAAUUAUGAAUUAGGAAAUCAUUAGUUGAUCCAAUACCAAAUUCUCAGAACUAACAUCGUAAGAAUUAUACGGCAGAUAGUAAGGAGAGGGAGAGUGAAAGGGUUAGCGCGAAUUGCUUUUGUCUUCCAGAAUCACAAGUCGUAAGGUGAAGAGAUAAUUACCGUCUGUCAAACAUAUUUAGAUCCAUGAGGCUGUCACGUCUGUACACAUUUGUUUUUUCAUUUGACUUUUUUUCCAGUGGCUUACAAUCCCUGUUUGUUUCAUUUCAGGUGUGUUCUCAACUGGUUCGGUGAUUGGUCCACUGGUGCGCUCUAUCAAGUUGGCAAAGAGUUCACCAGCAAGAUUGACUUGGAGAAGUCCAAUGUAAGUGUAAUUCUUCAUAAGCCUUGAUCACAUUUGCAUGGAAGACUUCUGGUUGAGUCCUGCCUGUUCUGCUGAUUCCGCAUACGCUAUUUUUUUAGGUUUGCGGGGCAAAAAUCAAAACAAAACAAAACAAAACAAACGAGCAAAGGUUUAUUAGAUGCAUUGUUGUGUAUCUCGGAUCAAUGGUUCUAUCUGAGCAAGUGCGCACCUACCCCUCCCCUAACCCAGUAUUAACCCUAACUUGUCAUCAGUGGACUGUUGUUAGGUUAGGGGAAGGGUAAUUGUGCAGUUACUCAGAUACUGACAUCGAUCCUCUUUUUCUAUCUUUCGUAAAAAUCUUCAGGACUAGCCUCGCAUCUAGUUCCACUAGUCCACUUCAUUUAAAACGUUGUGUUGAAGCUUUCAUUUCUGACCAGAUUAUCAUAAAUUCCUCCAAGUUGUUUGCCGGCAGAGUAUUUAAAUCUAAGUUGAUUGCACUCUACUCUCGAAAGACCACCGGAGUGCAAGAUUGAAUUUCUGUUAGAUAUAUCUCAAGUGAGUGUGAUUUACGCUAGUUUGCACAAAGCCUUAGCAGUUUCCUGACCAAACCAUGCCUAUACCCUUUGAGUCCCAAUAAUCAUUGUGUAAAUUCUCGAUGCAGUUUUAAUGCCUUGUCAAAAAGACGGAUAAUGAGAAUUUGGGAGUUGUCAACUCUGAAGGCCAUCAGCUGGGAGAGGUAGCUUUUAUGUCUUGGUAGAUUGAGUUUUAACGUGAUCCUGUCAUUCUCUCUCCAGUACAAUCCACCAGACUACCUCCCUAAGGUGUAUGAAGAACUGCCCAUGACACCCAGCCACAGAGAAGUUGUCAUCAAUGCUUUUGUUUAUGUUCAUCAAACCUUGCACCAAGCCAAUGAACGCUUAGCCAAGAGAGGAGGGCGUGUUAUGGCUAUUACUCCUCGGCACUAUCUAGACUUUAUUAACCAUUACGUAAGUAUUCGCAUAGAAGGCGAAGUUAGAUUAUACUAUCACGAGUAUCUGUCCCAAAAGUCUCAGCGGCCAUCUCGACAAUGCAUGUCUGUUUAGGGAACAGCCGCUGGCCUGAAAGCCUUUUCUUGAUCGUAACCUUGGUUGAAUUUCACUUAGCUUCGUCUGAGCCCCUAAUGGUCAUAUUUUCUUACAGUCACGUGAUUAUUUUGUCUCUUUUUGUUUUAGGUGAAAUUGUUCAAUGAGAAGAGAUCUGACCUUGAAGAACAACAACUUCACCUUAAUGUGGGUUUGCAGAAGAUCCGUGAAACUGUGGACCAGGUAAACUCUCUCUCUUCGUGACGAUGCUUUUCGGCAACUAGUGCUCUUUAUAAAACAUCGAGUGCGAUAUUGAAACAACUUCCGUACUUUGAAGAACUUUUCGAAGACUUAUUGAAAGUACAACUUGUGAAUAACUCUUCUGGGUUGGUGUUCAUGUUAGAAAUGUGCUUUUCCCGUUACCUUACGUUGCGUUACCUUAUGUCACGUUAGGUGGAAGAGCUGCAAAAGAGUUUGUCACUCAAGAGCCAGGAAUUGGAGGCAAAGAAUGCUUUAGCCAAUCAGAAGCUGAAACAGAUGGUAAGUAAAAAUUUAAACUUGUUUUCAUGUCAGUUUCCUUACAGCGCGUAAAGUGAUACAUUUGAUUUCUUGUUUACUAUGUUGUGCGAAAUCCUUUAAAAAAAAAAAGACGCUUCCUUUAUUCGGGAAGGACGUGAUAAAAAAAUUGUUUCACGCACAAGUUUGGCUUUUGUUUUGUGAAGUAUUUUUUCCAAACGCAACUCUUACAGAUCAAAGUAGUUUUAAAAAGCUCAUAUGGGGAAUGUCAAGAUAUCAUAAACAGUUUUUGGUUAAUAAAAUGAUGUACUCCAACCAGCCAAGAUGACAUGCAUUUGUAAAUGAAUUAUCAGUAUUGUUUCCUUAUAGUCCUACGGUGCCGAGAACAGGUGGGAUCGUUGUUAUGGACGUCUCAUUUUAUUCCUUUUUUCAAGGUGAAAGACCAACAAGAGGCAGAGAAGAAGAAGGUUACUUCCAUGGAUAUACAAGCAACAAUCGAGGUAAAUAUAGAGCUGCUUAUCAACAUGCAUAUUCUCCCUACUGUUCACUGUGCAUUUCCUAUGGUACUGACAAGGAGAAUUCGUCUAACGAUCACGAGCUUCUUGAGUUUGCGAUCAUUUCCUCUAUUCUCAUUACCUUAAUGUGUGAUUCUGGGAUGAUAUUGUAUGGAGAAAUUAGAUGCCAACCACUCUAAGGGGUUUAAAGGCUAAACAGGCUGGAUAUAACCUAAAAAGUUGAAAAACCAUUAUAGUUUUCUUGUAAGUCUAGAUUUUCUCGUCUGUGCUUCUUAACAAAAUAGGCGUACAAGUCGUAUAAGUGUUCAUUAGUUCUGGUAAUACUUUAGUGAUCGCUAUAAGAACUUUGUAGUGUAGUGAGUGAGUUUUAACUCGUAACAUUUGUUCUGUGACAGAAACAAACUGCAGAGAUUAAAGAGAAGCAAUCCAGUGUGAUGGAUGAACUGUCCAAGGUGGAACCAGCUGUACAAGACGCCAAGAUGGGUGAGUUUGACGAACAACCCAUGAUGGAAAAGAUUGAGAUGAGUUGAAACGGUGGACGAAUUCUGGGCUGAUGUUUGUUCUUAGAUUUUGUUUUUCGCUGAGAUCGUGAUUUAACUUGCUAACUUUUCGGUUUCGUAGAGUAUCAAAUAUACCUUUCCAGCAAUUUGCAGUUUUUUUUUUGUUGUGCCCGUGUUUUUCUUCCACCCCAUUCUCGCUAGCUUUAAAUACAAACUCCAUAACGAGGUUUGUAAGGAAAUGAUUCAAUUAUGGGAGAAAAAUUGAAACACAGUACGGGAAAAUUCGUAAGUUUAAUGAAAGUUUUUUCCCUUUGCAGCCGUAAAGUCGAUCAAGAAACAGCAUCUUGUCGAGGUUCGUUCCAUGGGUAAUCCACCUCCAGCAGUCAAACUUGCACUGGAAUCCAUUUGUCUGUUGCUUGGAGAGCAAGCAGCCGAUUGGAGGACCAUCCGUGGUGUUAUCAUCAAGGACAACUUUAUCUCAACCAUUGUGAACUUUUCCACAGAGGACAUAUCGUAUGUAACAGUUUCAUGAUUUAUAUGUUAAAAGGCGAAUGGUAAAAUUUGACAAUUGGAAUGGAGUGGAAAAAGAUGUUUUCAUCUUGUCUCAAACUUGAGAGAAAGAAGAAAAAUCUUAUCUUCUGCGUGGCAUCGAACUUCAGACAUUCGGAUUCCGCGCUCUGAUGUUCUUCCACUGAGCAACAGAAAACUCGUUGGCGAGAGCCAGGCCAUCACAAGGUUCACGUUUACACGUCUAGCCUAAUUCACCUUAGUUUUUUUUUGUAGCUCACGGUAGAGUCUUAUGGUCACACUUUUAAGUCAUAUCAGGGUCGAAGCCGCAAAUUCACCUUAGAAAAAUUUUUUUUUUAGUUAGAAUCAGCUCAGUAGAGAGGUGGUGGUUGUCAGGACGGACAAAGAGACCAAACAUUUCUUUUUAAAAAACUUUUGGUCGAAAUAUCAAUUCUAAUCUUUAUAUCAGAUAUGGUCAUUGACAUUUUUUAAUUUAUAAUAAUAUGGAAAAAAUCGAUCUUCGAGCCCUGUAUAUGGAUCGAUCUCAAGCUAACUUACAGUGACAGAAAUCUCUUUCCGUUGAGUCUUGGUUUGGAGGGUCGCCUGUCAUUGUAAUUGAUCUUUAAGGAGUCUGUUUUUUAUGUAAAAUAAUAAAUCCAUGUUUUUAAUUUCAAGAGAUGACAUUCGUAAGAUUAUGGUAAACAAGUAUCUUAGCAACCCGGACUACAACUUCGAAAAAGUGAACCGCGCCAGUUUAGCCUGUGGUCCACUCGUUAAAUGGGCUAUUGCUCAGGUAUGCUUAAUCUCAAUUUGAUUCUCCUUACAAUCAGUCAUUUAAUUCCCAUGAUGUUACUUCGGAGAAUUUAGAGUUAAAUCGAGCAGUAUUCGCUACUUUAUAGUUUCCUGUAUAGUCAUCACCUAUUUCCCUUUUAUUUGGUAUGGAAAACUUACGUAUUGGUCUCUCUUGAGAGCGAAAGUUUCAGAUUAAAAAGUUGGAGCCGUGAUUGUACUCAAAUCUAGAUAGAAACCAGCACCAAGAGACUCACAGAUAAAUUUGUGAUGUUUCAGAUAAGUUAUGCGGAUAUGCUGACGAAAGUCGACCCUCUGAGAAAUGAACUGAAGAGUUUGGAGAUUGAAGCACAGGCGAGCAGAAUUAAGGUGAGAUUACUAAUUACCAGUGGACAAAUAAGUUCAGUUGGCCAGAAAUCUCUGAUAUCCUUUUGAGGUUUGUCAAGGAGAAAUCCGUGUGAGACGAUUUCAACCACCCUACGGUAAUAUACUCAGUGUUAACUUGUUAUCUAGUUGGGAAAAAAUAUCAACACUGUGGAAUAAAUGGAAAGUUUCACCUCUGUUUGUUUGAUAUCCUUUUCAAGGCGGACGAGAUUAGCCACGUGAUUGCGGAACUUGAGAAGAGCAUUGCUCGCUACAAGGAGGAAUAUGCGGCACUGAUUAGUCAGGCUCAGGCCAUCAAAGCCGACCUUGCAGCAGUUGAAGCAAAGGUGAUACUUGGAAACUGAAACCUAUACUACCGACUGAGUGUUUCAAUUAACUCUAUUAAGCUUAGAUGAAAGUCUUACUGAAAACAAAGGGUCGUACUGACGUUAAAUCCGUGACAUUUUUAAGGAACAUAAACAUUGACUGAAGCGUUAAUACUCGUAUAAUUCAACAGGAAGUCAGAUUCUCACACUCUAAGUGACUUCUGGAGCGAUAAACGUUACAAUACGCAUGCACGUGAGACAGCGUUCUUGUUAACGUGACCCUAACCCUAACCCUAACCCUAACCCUAACCCUGAAAAGAAGACAAUAAAGGGUGACAUGUUCGUCGUGUUGUAAACCUGGACAAGUUUUGGUGGGAAAUGGGUUAAAACAUCAAUCUAUGUCCUAAAACCUUCACAAUAGAUUUUUGACGCCCUUUCCCCCUCUUGGAUGCCAUACAACCAUCGUCCGGUCAGCACUGCACAUGGGUACACAUUGGCCAAAUACACGAAGAGUAACUAUUUCUUGCCCUUAUUUAGGUCGGAAAAGUGUGACAAAGAUAGCGGUAUUGUUACAGUAAUAGUUACACUGAUGGUGAUGUAAUUACACUGCUACUGAUGUUUUUGUCACACAGGUGAGCCGUAGCACUGCUUUGCUUCGAAGUCUGUCUGUGGAGAGACAGAGAUGGGAGACUGGAAGCAAUGCGUUCCAGACUCAGAUGGGCACUAUUGUUGGAGAUGUGCUUCUUUCCUCUGCGUUCCUUGCCUAUGCUGGUAAGAAAUCACCUUUACGUCUACGCGGAUUUAUUUGGCUUGUCACGCAAUGUGUUUGACAUUGUGUGAUAUACUAGAGUUGAACGAUGCUUGCAUUUUAGUUAGUCCAUAGCCUUUGAGUGGUAAAGUUUCGUGUGAUUAAGUGAUUUUUCAGUAACCUGUUUGUUUGUUUUCAGGUUAUUUUGAUCAACAACUUCGUCAGAAUCUGUUCACCUCUUGGGCUUCUCAUUUGCAACAAGCAAACAUACAGUUUAGACCUGAUAUUGCAAGAGUAGAGGUAAGGUGCUGGAAAUGAAAUGACAUGCUCGAGAAAUGAAACACGUUUCAAAGUAAUUUCAGUAAGUUAAUUACUUAUUUCAUAUUUGCUUGAUAUUCGCAGUAUUUGUCCUCUGCUGAUGAACGGCUCCAGUGGCAGGCAAACUCAUUACCAGCUGAUGACCUGUGCACAGAAAACGCCAUUAUGCUGAAGAGGUUUAACCGUUACCCUCUGAUCAUUGACCCGUCUGGACAAGCCACUGAAUUUUUGCUGAAUGAAUAUAAGGGAAAAAAGAUCAGCAAGACGAGGUAAUUAAGACAAUUUUUACAUUAUUUUUUGAAUGGCUGAGUGGAAUGACAUAGGUUGUAAUCUCAAUUUUUUCCCCGCACGCCCCAAGGGCCUGGGAGUGGGUCAUUUGGCUCUUGGGCGACAGUGAUUUUUUUUUGUUGUGUCCGCCAUUUUGUUGUGUUUUCUCCUCCCCCCUCUUCGCCCCAAGUUGAAAGAUUCAAAUUGUACCGUUUGUAUGGUUCUCUUGACUUUGCAAUAAAGGUGUCGUUGUUGCGGUUAGUCUGAAUUGGCCAGUUUGAGUUUUACUUUUUAUGCUUUUCAUCUUGUAGUUUCCUGGAUGAUGCCUUCCGCAAGAAUCUGGAAAGUGCUCUGAGGUUUGGUAAUCCACUCCUUGUUCAGGUAAGUGCAUUUGUUUAGGAAUAACGAAAAGUGGAUCAACGAAGUUGGUAAAGGGCUUCGAUUUGUCUUCUCUGUGGCUGCAAGGUUCUAUGUUUCCUUAAUCAUUAUUUUAUCACCACCGUAAAACGCCAUACGUUCACUAUGUCAGUCUGAAGCAGUUCUUUUGGUGUUUUUUUAUUAACUCUCUUGUAUUUCUUGUGUUUUACUUUCAUAUCAGGAUGUUGAAAGCUAUGAUCCAAUCUUGAACCCUGUGUUGAACCGUGAGCUUCGUCGCACAGGAGGUCGUGUUCUUAUCACCAUUGGAGACCAAGAUAUCGAUUUGUCACCAUCGUUCACUAUUUUCCUAUCCACGAGGGAUCCUACGGUAAGGAAAAAAAUACUGCAGUAAGCUGAGAACCAUACUAUACUUGGCAUCUCAAACUGAAAAAAUUAAUAAAAAAAGGGAAAAAAGCUGCAACGUUUCUUUGUCCCUUUUGAGAAGUAAUUUAACCCCCAAAGGUACUGAUCCAUACGUUUUUCUCACUGAGCAACCUGGCCUCAUUUGGGUUUAUUUUUAUUGGAUAACGUAAUUUGAAACUUUGUUUAUGUUAAAGAAAGAUGUUUUUUUCGUUUUGUCAAGAGUGUGGGACAUAGGAAUAAAUUCGCAGUCCCCAUGAAGAAUCGAACGUCGAGGUUUUUUUUCUUUUUAACUUUUAAAUGACCCUUUGUGUAACUACAGGUGGAGUUUGCUCCUGACCUGUGCAGUCGUGUGACAUUCGUGAACUUCACCGUGACUCGCAGCAGUCUGCAGAGUCAGUGUUUGAAUCAAGUGUUGAAAGCUGAAAGACCUGAUGUUGAUCAAAAGAGGUCCGAUCUACUAAAGCUGCAAGGUAACUCUAUUUUUUUUUUUUUUUUUUUCAAUAUUUUUCUUUUGGUAAGGUUUAACCUAAAGCAGUAUGUUCUUUGGUUAAAAAAAAAAAAAAAAAGAGCUGUAACUCUUACUCUAUUUCUGUCUCGUUCCCAGGCGAGUUUCAUCUUCGUUUGCGGCAUCUGGAGAAAUCUCUGUUGCAAGCUUUGAAUGAUGCUAAAGGAAGGAUCCUCGAUGAUGAUCGGUAAGAAAGAAAUUUUGAAAAAUGCAACAAGAAACUCGAUGUUCAGGGGUUUCAAUAACUUUUUGCAUUGCUGCCCCUAAGGGAUUGAAUGUAAAGUGGAAUAUGAUCUGAAAGCUUUUUUUGAACUAGUAAGCUUUUGAAAAAGACUGAAGAAGUUCCUUUUAUAUGGAUUUGGAAGAUGAUCUGAAAACCUUAGUUGAAAAUUGAAGACGAUAAAAACCUUGAAAAAUUUAGGCGAUUCUUUCAAGAUUUACCAACAACUAGGAAGCUGACAAUACAAGGCUUACGAAGAAGAAAACUACAGUUCACUUAUUCAAACUCACUGGGGCACUUCAAGAGAAUAGAACCCACUCCUAAAUUGUGGUGAUUUUUUUGUGGUUGCAAAAUAUGCUUAUUCAGCUUUGCUUUGUCUUCUCAGAAUCAUAGCAACUCUUGAGAAGCUGAAGGAAGAAGCAGCUGAGAUCACUCGUAAAGUGGAAGAGACAGACGUUGUGAUGGCUGAGGUUGAAGCAGUGUCUGACCAGUAUGGAGCGCUGUCGCAUUACUGUAGCAGUAUCUACUUCACUAUGGAAGGACUGAACUUGGUGAGAAACGCGAUAGAGCCUGGCGCUAAACCCAGUUCAUCACAACGGUGAACAUGGACAAUUGAGAAUAUCCCAAAAACCAAAGAGAAGUCAAAAGAACUGCCUAGAGCUCCGAAAAACGCGAGUGACAAAGACCAGAUUUGUUGUAGUUCUGUAUGUGAUUGGUCUAAAGAUAAGAAGAGAUUACGUAGACUGCUUUCGAGGAUAACUUGCGCGAAGGGAAUAAAAAUUGAAACAGUUUAAAUGCGCACACACUCGCCAAAGUGUACCUGUAACACCUAUAUCUUCACGGAUCUGUUGCCUUUCAUCUGUUGUUAUCUGACAAUAUUUUUCCAUCGUUUUGCCUUUCCAGGUCCAUUUCCUUUACCAGUUCUCUCUCCAGUUUUUCUUGGAUAUUUUCCAAUGUGUGUUGUACGAGAAUCCAAAACUUCAAGGAAUGAAAGAUCCUCAGCAAAGGUUGAAAGUUCUGUCAAGUGACUUGUUUCAGGUGAGUAAUAGAUCUGAUUAGUAGUUCUCCCUUCUAUCUGCUAUGCUUUCUUUUGUAAGUUACUUGAAAGAAUUUGUUAUUGUAUCAAGGUAACAUUCUCUAGCUGAUGAACUUGCAUAUUCUCGUCACCUAUUUGCUGGAUACUUUCAGGCAAAGUCAAGAGAAGUUACAUGUUAAACGCACAAUGGAGUACAAGUUUUAUUUUUGGUUUCCGUAGGUCGUGUACAACAGAGUUGCCCGUGGUAUGAUGCAUGACGACAGAAUCACGUUUGCCAUGCUUCUGUGCCGAAUCUUCCUCCGUGGACUGCCUGGGUAAGUUGUCGCGAUUACGAAUGAUUGAUUGAACAAUUUUCAAUGAGGUUGCUGCAUUAAGUUCACUUUAGUUUGCCCUUCUCUUGGAAAUUCACGCUACCCUCUUGAGUAAUCGGACGCUUAACCAACCCAAUCUCAUCUUGUUGACUUGUGUUUUCCCGCACGCCCGGCAUUUUGCUUGUUGUUGUUAUUCUGAGUUAUGAUUGGUACCUUGCGCUGUUUCCUUUGUUCUGAUCGGCUGUUGUGACUACCUUGGUUGUGAUUGACAACACUGAAUCCAAAAGCGUUGUAUGUGAAAAAAAUCAGUGCUGCGUUAAAACUCCUAUUUUAAUGUUCAUACUCAAGGUUAAAUCAUCAAACUCUUAGGUUGCUAAAGUCUGAGGUCCGGUUCCCUUUUAGAGCAGACGACUUGCGUACCAUAAUUCAUUAUUACACAUUUUUUAUUUUUUUCCUUUAUACUUUUUAUCACGAAAAUUCACCAUCUUCGCUAAAUGAAAAUUCACCGUCUUUCAGAAUCAUUUGACUCGAUAAUUGUCCUUUCAACUUUUACUGUUGGUAAUUUCAGAUGAAAUUUUAAUGCAGUCAUCAUCUCUGUGCGUACCUCCAUUGAUCUCUUCAAAAUAUUAAAUUAAACCCUCUGAUUCUCUGAUACCUUUAUAGUGAAUCUGAGUAUGAGGACGAGUUUGAGCUGUUUUUGCGAGGAGGAGAAACUGUCCUGUCAGGAAAACCGCCAAAGAUCGAUGGACUCUCACCGGAACAGGUAACUGUGCUUGAAUAUUAUGACCACGCUCUCCGUCUGUCUCUCUGUUGGGCUACCAGUCUUUUUCUUUGUUUCUUUUGGUCUGAUCUGUCUAUGUGCUCUUCCUAAGUGUGAAACAAUAUUUCAUAUUUCUUUACCAGGCAACUGCUGUGGUCCGUCUGUCCAAGUUACCUGCUUUCAAAGAACUUCAGGCUUACAUUCAAAUGAACCGCAAGGUAAGAUAGCAAAAAACAUUUGAGUUAGUUUGACCGUUUCUAUAUGCUUUCCACAUGAGGUAUUUUCGAGUAUUUGAACCUCAAACUCCGAGUUCCCUUAAUAUAAAAAUUUAAAACUGCUUGCUCGAUUUUAAGGUUAUUCCUAUUUUGUUCAUAGGAUUUCUUCGAGUGGCUGGAGUCUGGAAAACCAGAGCGUAAUGUACCAGCCUGUUGGGACUCUGAACUGUCUCUGUGUAAGGACAUUUGCACUUUUUUCAGUCAUGUUGUAGUCUUAGAAACUUAAUCUUACGCCCCAAAUUCCCUUGUAAUUUAAAUUUGGAAUUUCCUUGCAUCUGCUAAGUGCGUUUUAUCCCAUUUAUUCCUCCCACUAGGCUCAAAAGGACGUCGUGCGUGUUUGGAGACCCUCACACCUCGCAGUUAUGCCUCUCCCUCCCUUUUGCCUCGGGUCAACAUCAGUAUCUGGGCAACUGUCCACCUACCCCUCCCCUAACUCAACAACAGUCAAUUGACAACAAGUUAAGGUUAAUGUUGGGUCAGGGGAGGGGUAGGUGGACAGUUGCCCAGAUACUGAUAUUGAUCCUUCGCCUCUGGGCUCUCCUUUUCCCACACUCUAUCUCUGCUUGUGGCGUUUGGGAGUAAGCGUUCCCGUUGAUGGGUCCGAAAUGGGACACAGAUAUCCAAAAUCGUACGCUAGUGUCCAAAUCUGACACUAGUGUCCCAAAUCGGACUCUUGUGUCCAAAAUCGGACACCAGUGUCUAAAAUCGUACACAAGAGCCUAACGAAAUUCGAACACCAAUGCUCAAAAUCAGACGCUAGUAGAGUGUGACACAAAAUCAGUACGAGCUCCAGGGUGUUGGCGGCACGUGACUCACGUGCAGACUCUCUUUCUAGUGGUAACGAAGUAUUGAUUUAAGUAUACGUAACCAUGGCUUCUUUCGUCUUUUUGUAGCAAAUAUUGCCCUGUCAGUCCAUCAGCUGCUUGUGAUACAGGCGUUAAGACCUGAUCGGAUUUUAGCCAUGGGUCAGAGGGUCGUGGGGACAAUACUCGGCGAGAACUUUAUGCAUGAUGCCGAGCAAGGACUGGACCUAGCAUCUGUUGUUGAAAACGAGGUUUGUAUCUAAAACUUGGUCUUAAGGAAAUGAAGAGAAAGUCUCACGGAAAUUUUCUCGAUUGAGUGGUUUGUACCCUAAAAUUGGCUUCAGCUUCUUCCCGUCAGCGUCCAUGCAAAUCAAAAUGCACGGACAUAGUAAUUGAUACAGUGAUUCUCUUUAGGGUUUUCUCGUGGUAAUACGAAAUGAGAUUUUGAUGAAAAUUUUCCAUCUCAACAGGUCAAGUCGUCUACACCGUUGCUGUUGUGCUCUGUGACCGGUUAUGAUGCCAGUGGUUGGGUUGAUGACCUCGCCGCCGAACAGAACAAACAGUGCACGUCAAUUGCUAUUGGUGAGUAACAACUCCACCGUGCAUGAGGCAUCAAAACUUUACAAACGCCAAAGCAUGGUUUUUUUUCCUCUUUAUUUCCAGGAUCUGCGGAGGGUUUCAGUCUUGCUGACAAGGCCAUCAACUCAGCAACAAAGUCUGGAAGGUAUGUCUGCUUUUCUAAUGUUUAAUCUUAAAGCACUGAAUUCUGCGAAACUUACUUCGUCCCUAAUGUAUCUCGUUGCACAUAUUCCUAAAGGUUUCCCUUCCCCCUGCAAUCUCGGAAGUAUUAAUUUGAGCACCAGGUGCAAAGUACCUUCCACAAAUUUAAAGGAUGUCAAAUGGUAUCACACUGUCAUCGUUGCUUCAGAGGAAGGACGACUAAGGGUUAAUUCUGUCCAAUAUUACACCUGUACCUAUCUGUGUUCUAUCCCCCUUUGUCUCUGUUUACUAACAGUCUCUCCUCAUUUCCUUACUUAGUGUUUUCUCUCUUUUUCUCUCUCUGCAGGUGGGUUCUCCUCAAGAACGUUCAUCUGGCUCCACAGUGGCUGGUAACUUUGGAGAAGAAGCUCCAUUCUCUAAACCCACACUCUAGCUUCAGGCUGUUUAUGACCAUGGAGAUAAAUCCCAAGGUACGAGGUGCAUGGAUGAUAACUGUUCGUACGGCUCCGCGAUCAAUCUGCUUUUAGUCGGGGGUACUUUUAGGUGAAAGUGACAAGAGAGUUUCGUGUGACGUCUGUAAAAGGAAAACUUGGAACGAUACUUUCAAUUUGCUGUGUUUCAAAUUGCUGUUUGUCGUUGCUCAAUGUUAUUUGGUUGCGUUUUUUAAUGAUCAUGACCCCCCCCCCAAAAGAGGAUAAAAUAGAAAAUAUUUCUUGAUGUCAUAUUGAUAUCUUUAAAUUGAGAUACUAAGGGUGUGGUUCUGUUUUUGUCCAACGUCAGGUUCCUGUUAACUUACUGAGAGCUUCCCGUGUGUUUGUGUUCGAACCACCGCCAGGCGUGAAGGCCAAUUUACUUAGAACCUUCAGCGCUGUACCAGCCGCCAGGAUGUGCAAGGUCAGUUAUAACCACUACUACUUCAGUAGAACAAAUGAUGUCAUGGUCCAUCUUGAAAAAUAGGUCUCAGAAUGCGUCUUCAUUUCCAAUCCGUUUCAAUCGUCUCCAUCCUCAGCUAUUGUCGUUCCUUUGUAGUUUAUUUUCUCCUCUAGAAUGCUUUUUUUAUCCUACUUAACUGAUAAAUUACGGACUCCGUUAAAUAAAUUUAGUGAGCGAUUUGAUAUGUUGUAGCCUAGCUCCUUUGACUUACGUAUCAUUGUUAUGUUUUGUACCAGGCUCCUAGUGAACGAGCCCGCCUCUACUUCUUAUUGGCCUGGUUCCAUGCCAUUGUUCAAGAACGUCUCCGCUAUGUACCCCUUGGAUGGUCCAAACGUUAUGAGUUUAGUGAGUCUGAUCUGCGAGUCGCUUGUGAUACACUGGAUACUUGGCUGGACGCCAUUGCCCAGGUGCGUGUCAGUUCAAGUCCAAUAACUUUAUAAGUGAAGCAAGUGCGAGAGACUUUUCUAACUUGUCUUCCUUUUGCGUACUCAAACCAUUUACUUUUCCUUCUUUCUUUGCAAACACCCCGCCUCAAAUUCAUCAUCUUCAUUUACAUCAUCAUUGCGCAUAAGUAUCACAUAUCAACAUUCCUAUCCUAACAGUAUGCAGGACCUAGCUAAGCGGCCUUACCUGCCAUGAGUCUCCUAUAGCUCAGUGGCAGAGUAUCCGAAGUACUGAUCGGAAGAUCGUAGGGUUCGACUCAGAUUGGAAGCAGUCGGACUUCUUUUUUCUCCCAGUAUGCCUGUGUCAUUCACUUAAAAGUAUUUUCUUCUGUUUACUUUUUGUUUUACAGGGUCGAACAAACCUGCCUCCCAACAAGGUUCCAUGGGAUGCACUUCAAGCGUUGCUAUCUCAAGCAAUUUAUGGCGGACGAAUUGACAACGAUUUUGAUCAGGUUUAAACUUUCGUUCUUCUCUCUGAAUCGUCACGUUCGUCUUGUAAGAUCAACCCGUCAUUCUGUUAUUUAGUGUAGCACUAUGUCAAGCUUCGUGUAUCGCCUUUCCCUGUUACUAUCCGUUGAAGAUUAGUGCUGUGUGACGCUUGGUUUUGGAGAGUAGUUUUCUGGGACGAAGGUUUUUUUUUUUUUCAAGCUGAUGUAUAAUUUCAACUUUGUUUCUUGUAGCGUCUGAUGACCUCCUUUGUGACUCGCCUGUUCACCGUUAGCAGUUUUGAAUCCGAUUUCCCGUUGGUUCUUGAUGUGGAUGGUGAAAAAGGCAAAAAGAUCGUUAUGCCAGAAGGAAUUAGGUAAGAAACCACACCAUCAAAAAGUACUUUUUCUCUCCGAGCGGUUCAGUGUUGGAAAAACCUAACAGUCAAAAUUCCAUGGACUUUCACACAUGGUUGUUUUUUAAAGUAGUUCACCAUUACGUUCUCUCUUUGAACCGUAUACUCAGGCGAGAACAGUUUCUACAAUGGACUGAAGCUCUUCCUGAUGCCCAGUCUCCCUCUUGGCUCGGCUUGCCCAACAAUGCUGAGAAAGUGCUGCUCACCACACAAGGUUAGAACAUGUACACAUUAACUACUAUAUAUCUAUAUAUAUAAAUCGAAACUGGAAGCAAUAUGAAACUUUUGUAACCUUCUUUUUUCCACUCCUCUCUCUCUACUGAGAAAUUGUUGAUAUCAGAGGCGCUUUUUAUGCAGGUCAGGACAUGGUUACGAAGCUGCUGAAGAUGCAGAUGUUGAGUGAUGACGAUGAGCUUGCCUACUCCCCAGACUCCGCUAGGUAAGAUAUGGCCGUGAUGUCAGAAAAAUUGUUGGAAAUUACAUCAUAAUGUCUUAUUUUUGGCAUAGAGUUUUUUAACGCGGUUUCAUAAUUUUUUUUAACGGAUCGUUGUUAAUAGCUUUUGAUUCUUGAUUAGCUCAGUUGUUCUUAAACUCCAAGUAACCUUUUUAAACUCCAUACGUUAUUAAAUGAUUGGCCAUGUAGAAUGGAAUUGAGGAUAAUGUUUAUAAAUUUGAUGUGAAUCAAAAUUCUUUCGUUGUCUCUUAAAACAAAUACACAGAAACUAACUUUGAGAUUUGGAUUUUGAACAUAAAAAUCAAACAUUCCUAUAAACGAAUUACUCAGGUAAUAAUUUAGCGAAUAAAAUUGGAUAGAAUUGAUUAAAUGACUUAUUAAAUUAUACCCUGAUAAAAGUAACGUAUUUUUUCCUUUCGAUCAUUAUACUAAACAUGAUUAAAUCGUUGCAAUCAUGAGUCGACGGUGGGGUAGUUUUGUGAUGUAUGGAACAUUUAACUAUCAACGAACAUAUAUCGUUCUGUCGACUUAAAUGUUCAACAUUUGAUAAUGUUUUUUUUAAAGUGUUCUGUGUCAUGUGAACUGCUCUAUUAUUUUUUUUCACUUUUCUUUUUCUUUAAAUCUUUUAACCACUGUCAUUUCUUUGUUUUUCAUAACCACUUAUCACAAUCCAUUUGUAUUGCACAUGCUCGCUGAUGUAAUGAUUCUCUUAACAGCUAAUGUCUAAUACGUGGAGCGAUUAUUCCAUUCGAAUUAGAUCGGACUAUAAUCUGAUCAAUCUUGAUCGUUUAACGCAACUGAGAAAGUGGCUUUUCGUGGGAAUCUUCCAGUAAUUAUCGAGGGUUUAGCGGUGCUUUCAAUGCUGUGGGAUUCUUGACAUCUUUCACUCGUGGCUAUAACAUCGUUUAACAAGUCUUUGGAACUGGCGAGGUGAUUUCUUCUGCGAAUUGUAAAACGCGACAGCUAAAUUCAAUCUUGUUUCUCGAUCUCUGCUCUAUUCCUCGAAAUCUGUUCUGCUUCUGCAACGUUCAAACUUCAUGCAUGUUAAACGUUUUAUUUAAAGCCCAGGGCAGCCGCUUGAAGCCGUGUUCCCAGCUAUCGUGUAUGGAAGUGACGAUGAGUAAGUAAAGGCUUUAUAAAAUGGAAAUUAUAGUACGCUUGCUGUGAUUGGCCAAGAAGCCAAUGUCGGUUGCCAAAAUCGUCUAGAAUAAAGCGCUUUGAGCCAGUACGGUAAGGGAAUUGAAGUAAAGCUUGAGAUACCAGGGCAGUUUAGGUAAAUAAGCCAAUAUUCCUAAACGAGAACGCAUCUGUUACUCUCCCACGUAUGUUUUUUAACGCACGAGCUUGAAAUGUGGUAAGUUUGCAAGAUCUCGAGUGCCUGCAUCACACAGUUUUUCUUUUAUUUUUUUUUUUAACAUGCUUCAUUGUCAUAUCGCUUUUGUUUCAUCAUUUUCUUAUUGUUUUGUUAUUUUGAAAAGCUUUUUCUUUUAUUUGCGUCUAAAAUCAAUGUUGUAAAUGUAACUUUUCCCUUAAUUUUCAAGUAUUUUUAGGUUACAAUUUAAACUCUGGUAUUAUAAAAUUUUGUAUCGUCAACGUUAUCAUGUUGAGCUUUACACAUCCGUUAAACUGGUACCUCACGACUAUUUGUUUUCGCUUUUGUUCUUAAAAAAAAUCGAUUUAAACUUAAAAAAUGCAAUUUAAUUACAUUUAAUGAAUUACCUGAACGUCUAAAAGUAAAUUCGUUAAUCAAAUUGGUUGGAUGAAAUGAGUUAUCUCACUCAAUUUUUUUAUCGAUUCUGAGCCAACCUGGCUGAGAUAUGGAAACGUAAACCCCCCAGGGGAAGUGUAUUGAUUGAUAUGAUAAAUGUGGGGGCCAAUCAGAUUGAAAGUUAAAACGGUGGAGAGCAAAAUUGCAUCCACUCUUCAGUCCUGUAUACCGCCGCAGUUUCCAAUUGAAUAUCGACAGUUAUCCGAAAUAUUUUGGUUUCACAUUUCUUCGCUCCGUCAUUGGUCUUGGAAACUCGUGUCACCACCUCAACCAAUCAGAUGCCAGACUUAAAACAUCAACGGCGUGGUCAUUCGCGUUUUCCCGCGCUUCAAGCAGUUUGCUUGUUUUCACUUUGAGUUCUCAUUAGCUAAUGGUGAUACGAACCGCGGUAAUGACUUUGGUCUUUGGCCUUUGGUCUUUGGUUUUAGCUUUUCUUCUCUCAAAUGAAUACCGCUCUAAUUAUGUUUCAAACUUUUUUACAACAGAAAGAGAAGAGAGAGUGACCCGCGUCCGGCCUGGAUGAGAACCUUACAUACCACAGCAGCCAAUUGGCUGAGCAUGAUACCCAAGGUAAGCAUUUUGGUAACUUCGGCACUGACUCGUGAGGAAAAAAAUAACGUCAGUUUGUAACAACAUUUUACGGUGCCUUUAUCUUGUUUUAGAUUUCCUUUUUUUUUUUUUUUUUUUUUUUUUUUAAUGGAUGGAUCUACCUCGUGCAUCGUGGCUCUUGAAAAUUUUAGCCCAGCUUCGUCAUUUGCAAUCGACUUUCUUCUUAAACAUCCAGUACCGUCCAUGUUCCAUGUUGGUUUGUUAUCAGCUUGCGUUCCUCUCUUACACUUUCUUACCCUUCUUACACUUUGUCUCCUACAAGCAAAGGCAGGUUUGCACGCCGCAUGAAAAUGACUCAGUCUCUAAACCUCUGCCCACACGUAUUUAUUUUCAUAAAAUUAAGUAUUUUAUGCAAUUUUUUUUCUAAUUGAUUUCUUCAUAGGAUUUGACUCCCUUGAAGCGUACCUUGGAGAACAUCAAGGAUCCGCUCUUCCGCUACUUUGAACGCGAAGUGAGUUACAGUUUAAACAGCUGUUACUUUGAAUCCAUUUUGCAGGGUGAUUGGUCCAAAAAAUUGCGCCACUUUCUCAACUGAUAAGAUUCAGAACUGGCGUUUUCCUGCGCUCCAGGCGGUUUGUUCGUUUUCGCUUUGACCUCUUAUUGGCUUCUUGUGAUAUUUUCCUUUCUUCUGAUUGGUUGUGAUUGCUUUGGUUUUGGUUUACGACACUCAAUCGAAAAGCGCUCCGUGACAACUUAGUGGUGAAGCAAUCUUGAGAAAAACUCGUUUAAGACCAAAUGGGGCAAGACGCGCAAUCUGUGCAAACAAUGGGGUGUAGCCACGAUGUAAACGCAUUGAUCUUUUGUAUUCUUUCUUUUUAGGUUAACACUGGGUUCCAGUUGCUAAGCACCAUCCGAGAGGACCUUAAUCAUAUUGUACUCGUGUGUGAAGGCCAAAGGAAGCCAACCAACUAUUUACGACAACUUAUGAGUGAACUUGUCAAAGGUAGGAAGUGUUUCGUUUUCAAGAUGGUGCUUGAUUGUGUGAGACGGAGAACUGACGUUUGUGUAUGAUACCUGCAGUACCUGGAGGUUUCGCCCCAUUUGAAGUUCGCCCCCACUAGUUCGCCCUAUUGAAUACAGCCCCCUUUUUUACUAGUUCGUAUAUAAACACACACAACCCAGAACUCCCUCAUUCGCUCUGACGAAGGGCUAACGCUCGAAACGUCAACUUUGAAACUCUUUCAGGGCGUGAAAUUAAUUUUUUUCUGAUAGCCACUUGCCCCCUAAAUUUUUCAAAGUGUUAGCCAAUUCAAAAAAAGUUGGUCGCCAUUUUUAAAGACACAUAAAACCUUUUUUUAACGCUGUCAGCAUUCUAGAUAGACCCUCCAAAAUUAAGUUAGGGAAAAGAUCUUUAACGUGCUACAAAUUGGACACGAGGAUGUCCAAUUUAGUUCACUUUAUCUCUAAAUAAGGUUAUGAUGAAGUAUUCUAGUCGCCAGUUUGGAGACUAAUUUUCAGGAUUUGGUCGCCAAAGUGAAAAAUUUAGUCGCAUUGGCGCAUGUAUUGGGCGCAAUUUCACGCCCUGUCUUUACGGUGGCCAAUUUCCAUUAUCAACUCAAUUGAUAAAACCAAAAUCAUCUUGUUUUACUCUCUUACGGUCGCAAAACCACAGUUUCUUCAGAAACUUACCCUCUUUACAAGUUCGCCCCUGAAUCUUUCACCUCAUUACCUUCAGGCAGACCGUGUCCUUUUCCUGACGAAUGCGACAUAUUUUGAUCCUCACCAAGGCGCUCAUUAUUCUUCCCUUCCUACAAGGGAACGCGUUCUGCCUUAAGGAAACGAGUUGAACAUAUGGGGGGUGAACUGGUAAAGACGGGGGCGAAGUUGUCAUAUUUGAUGAGGCGAACUCGUCGUAUUGAGGUGAACCAGUUGGGGGCGAACUUGCAAUGAAGCGAAACCUCCUUUAAUCAUGUCUUCGCUAAGCUGAAUAGCUUUGAUCUUACACUUUCUGCAAAUGGGACGGACCACUGAUGUAUCCAAUGACAGUGGAGGGUUACCUUAUCCCGUCUCUAUGCUUUCAGGUAUAUUGCCGUCAAAUUGGAGGCGCUACACUGUUCCUAAAGGCCUCACUGUUCUUCAGUGGGUCGCAGAUUUCAGUGACCGCGUUAAACAGCUGCAGAAGAUCUCACACGCUGCCAAUACUGAUGGAGCAAAGGGUUUAAAGGUGUGUUACUAUAGGACAGGAAAGAGUAAGAUUUUCAGGGGCAUAAAUAUAAUUUUCCAGUUCAGUGGGACCUUUAGAGGCGAAGUACUGUCAUACGCGAAAAGGCCAUUUUUUUUCCCUUUGUUUUCGUUACAGUAAGUUUUUUUUUCCCGGAAAAAACCAUCUCCUCUUUAAAUAAAUGAGUGUAACCCCUGACUUACGCCUUCUUCAGCCGAGCAGUAUUGGUUUUGUGUACUGUUUGCUUGUGUUUUGGUUUUUGUGGAGAGGUGUUGGGCAUCAGUUUCAGCCUUACGGAACAGUUAGAGGAAGUUCAGUUUCAAAUACGAGUAAUAAGACAGAGAUUGAUAAUUUCGCGCACUUAACUGGAAUGAGCACGAAUUAAUUUUGCUUCCCUUUUUUCCCCUCAGAACCUUCACAUUUGGUUGGGUGGAAUGUUCGUUCCUGAAGCCUACAUCACUGCUACUCGUCAGUUUGUUGCUCAGGCAAACAAUUGGUCUCUUGAGGAGCUGGCUUUAGAGGUACAUCCUUUGCUAAAUGGCAACGUUUAUCCGUUUUUUCGUUUGUUCGUCUGUGCGUCUGCUCGUUCGUUCGUGUGCUCGUUUGUUCGUCUGUUUGUUUGUUCGUUUGUUCGUUUGUUCGUCUCUUCUUGUGAUCCUUUGUUCGUGUGCUCGUUUGUUGUUUUAAUCGUUCGUCGCCUUUCGUUGCUCACGCGAAAGACUAACGCUCGAAACGUCAGCUUUAGAAGCUCUCUAUUAUGGCCAGUUUUCAUUAUCAACUCAGCUGAUAAAACCAAAUUGCCUUUUGUUUAGGUCACCAUUGCCAGUGGUCCUAACGAUCGGUUGACUAUUGACGACUGCAGCUUUGGAAUUAAAGGUAAGAAAGAUUGCAAAUCACGCUGAAAAGCUCGAUCUUCUAAAUUUUUGGUACGCUAGUGUCCGAUUUUGAAUUUUGGUCAGUAUUGUCCAAUUUUUUUGUUUUGAACACUAGUGUCCGAUUUUAGAUUUGGACACUAGUGUAUGAAUUUUGAUUUGGACACCAAUGUCCUCUUUUUGAUCUUCAACACUAGGGUCCGAUUUUUCAUUUUAAACACUGGUGUUUGAUUUUUCAUUUUAGACAUAAACGUCCGAUUUUGAUCGGACAUUAGUGUCCGAUUUUGGACACUUGUGUUCAACUUUUUAUUUUGGACUCAAGUGUUCGAUUUUUUUCAUUUUAGGCAUUGGUGUCCGAUAUGGAUUUUGAACACUUGUGUCCUAUUUUUUAUUUAGACACUACAGUUUAUAGUAGCAGAUUGAUUUGAAAAUACCUCUAUUGUUUAUCUCCUCAGGAAUUAGAAGGUUUAAUCAACAAAAUCGAAAUAACGAAACAUUUUUUCUUAUGUCUGACAACUUUUUACUUUGUUACUAAUUUGUUAAGGUUUGAGGCUUCAAGGUGCCCGUUGCCAAGACAACAAGCUGGAGCUAACGGCAACAAUUUCAACAGACCUCGCACUGACAAGUCUUAAGUGGAUCAGGUAUCGUGUUUGAGAUUGAUUUCUUUGGAUUUACCCUUAUGAGUUUAGAACUAACUUUUUGGGUCGUCCUCCAAAUCAUUUGACCAUCAAAUAUCCCACAAUUUGUUCGUGAAAACAGCUUGUUGGUGCGGAUAUCCUCGUGACCCACCUGAGGUAAUUCUACGUAUGCCCUUGACGUAACGCGCCAUGGGACACUGAACGCAAGUUUCUGGUCUUUCGAAGCAUUGGGUUUCAAAAGCUCACUGCGGAUGAUGUUAAUAAAGAGACCUUUCGAUGGGUGGUCACCAAUUUUCGUCACGCGAUCUCCUUUGUUUCCACAUAUGAAACACGAGGUUUGCGUAGAUCGCGCGAAACUCGUGUGACUUCAUUGUACGUGCCUCUUGUGAAGCAAAGGAAAUAGAGUGAGUUCUCCAGUUAUAUUAUGCAGGAUGCAUACCUACCCUUAAAGCAACAGCAUUGAGUUGUUUUUAACGUAUACUUAGGCAGUAGAUUUGUGUCCGCGUAUCGAUUGAAGUAAAUAUAUUCAUUGCUUGGCAUUAAGGAGAGCCCUGACACAUUUUCCUUUCCGAAUUUUUAGAGUUGAACCAGGAUCUGCAAACCUUGAAGUAGGAAAAGUAAGUGUCAGGUUUCUAUUUCUCUCUGAGGUUUCUUUGUUUGUUCGUCACAAUUAUGACCCUCUCUUCUCCCAUUCCCCAUUUCCCAGUCCUCAUCUCCCCAUCUCCCCCCCUCCCCCCCUCCCCGCCUCCCCGCCUCCCCGCCUCCCCACCUCCCCAUUUCCCCACCUCCCCACCUCCCCAUCUCCCCACUUCCCCAUUUCCUAUCUCCCCAUCCCCCAUCCCCUAUACUCCUCACCCAUCCCCAUCCCCCAUUCCCUAUUCCCCAUAUCCCUCUCCCAUUCCCCAUUCUCCAUUCCCCCAUACCCACCCCCACCCUAUUCCACAUCCACCCCAUCCAACUUCCCCACCCCCUCCCCAUCUAGAUUAAAUCAGACUAAUACGAGAUACAAGUGACGUUAGCACGAGGGAGUGAGCCUGGCCUGGUCUCCUCUCGUCGACGAACCAUUUUAGGUUCAGAAUCGAACUUAAAGUAGGUUUCUAUAGCUUUAAUAGUUGUUUAUAAAUCGUCUGUUUCCUUGGAUAGAAUCAGGCUCUCAGAGAGUUAAGUGUCAUCAGUGAGCACAUCUUGCUAACAGUUACUCCCCUCCCCUCUUUCAAGGUCACCCUCCCCGUGUACCUCAACCACACACGAACUGAGCUCCUCUUCACCGUCGACAUGACAACCAGAGGAGAAGCUGCUGGUCGAGAACACCGCUUUUAUGAGCGAGGUGUGGCUUUCUUGGCGUCCUCCUUGAGUGGAUAA
Messenger RNA from Pocillopora meandrina, 53433 nucleotides. The record is from the annotation of a GenBank genome assembly. NCBI's taxonomy places the organism in Eukaryota, Metazoa, Cnidaria, Anthozoa, Scleractinia, Pocilloporidae.